This is a messenger RNA of Cinara cedri, 54308 nucleotides long. The record is from the annotation of a GenBank genome assembly. Lineage: Eukaryota; Metazoa; Arthropoda; Insecta; Hemiptera; Aphididae.
CCGACUCACCGCCCGCCGCUCGUCGCGGCCCGCGUACCGUUCCGCUGUACCGCCACCGACGAUCGCGCGCACAGAGGAUUUCCCACCGCGGAGCGCGUGUUCGCCGCCUUGUUGUUUUGUUGUUGUGUUCAUUCGUCAGCUGUUCGCCGGAUCAGACGCGCGCACGUAGCCGCGAACGAUUCACGUAUAUUAAAUCGUAUCUCACGCGCGUUCUUCUCGCCGUCGUCGUCGUUGUCGUGUGUCUUUGUCGUAGAGUUCCGGCAGUCCGAGUACAACUUAACUGUUCUGUAGACGUUUAGUGUUUUCUCGUCCGCGACCCAACGACUGUCUUUCUGCACACACGCACCGACACUGUCCGCAGAAACGUACCGACAGACGACUGUGCCGGCCGCCGCGCAGGUAAAUCGUCAGCUCAUCAUCAUCGGUUUGUUGCCGAUUAUUUUCGUUAAGAUUAGUACUUAGCGACUGCCUAUAGCGCGUUUGUCAUUUGUAUCGAUUACGCCGGAGACGGUAUCUCGACAAACUUUGCCGCGACCAUAGUAAAUUAUUAUCGUUUUUCCCGUAACGAGUGAACGAAAAAAAAAAAAAUACGCUUAUAUCAAACGGAUUAAGAACGGAUUGAACCCCGGCUUUUUGAGAGCGGGCCGUUGGACAAUUUUACCGGCCAAAGUCGAGUGACCGUUUAUCCCCGUGCGCACGGUAUUGCGUAGUUGGUAAAACGUUUUUACCGUCUCCGACACGACUGUCGCCGCGGCCGACCACUGACCGCCCGUCGCCAGCUCGUGCGCACGUGCGAUUCGCGUAUAAAUGAUUGCACAACAAUGCCUACUUUUUUUUUUUUUCUCGUCACGACAUCGCGACACGGUCGCACGUGGGAGAUCCAGGACGGUCGGGGGAUCGCUCGCGAAUCACGAGUUCAACAUUACGCGGACGGAACGAUCCGCGUGAUUUUCUGUGUCCGGGUGUACAAUAAAUACCAAUUAUCGUGUCGCUACUUUCAAUAACAUCGUUGUUUGUUUUGAAUGCGUUACCUAAAAAGAGAAACGGUCCGCGAAUCGGAUCACUCGUUCUUGUUUUGAGUAGCGUAGGGGACAUUUGAGAGGGGAGAGGGGAGCAGAGCCAAACGAUUUGUUGUAGAUUUGUUUUAUUCUCUAAUAAUCGGUUUUAAAAGCUUCGUUUUACGCGAACCUGUUCGGAGAUUCGGAGCGUAGUGAAGAAUGUAUUGGUUUCUCAAUGGUAUUUUUUUUGCAUUUUUUUUUUUUUAAUCUUGCAUCUAAUUUUCAAUUGUAGUGUCUUUUGCGCGAAAGGAAACUUUAUCUGAGCAGUACUUUUGAGGGGUUCAUUUUUAGAUUUUCCAAGCGGUUUCCUUAACAAUUGGGGGAAAAACGUGAAAAUGUACGUGCACGUAUAUAAGAAAUUUCGCUCCGAAUCAUGUUUCGUUAGCAACGGUCUAUCACCGCGUACAGACAUAAAUUAAAUUCCUCUCCAUAUCCUCUAUAUAAUUUUCCCGACUUCUCACCUACAACAGCGGCCUACCCAUCGUGCCCUAUCAUGUAUACGUCCGUCUUUUUUGUCCGUUAGAAAGACAAGAGACCGCGAAUGUCGCCGUGACGUUCUCUUAAUAAUAUACGGUCUUUGUUUUUUAUUUAUUUAAUUUCUUUCAACAUUUUUCACGGGACAAAAGCCCUUUAAAUACAAUAACAAUGAUAACAAGAAAAAAAAAAAGUAAUAAAAAAAGGGAAAGAAAAUGCAUACAGCAAUGUUAUAAAUUGAUAGGGCAUUUAGAAAAAAUAACUAAAGCUUUUGACCUAAAGCUUUCUCGGGACAUGAAAAAGAAAUCAACGUUGGAACAAAUUAGGUUACAAAAUUAAAAGCGCUCUCGGGAAAAAAAAAAGCCUGUGCAAACUUUUACGUGAUAAAUCGGGACAAUCAAUAUUAUUAUUGAGAAGACCAAUAAGACGUCAGCUGGCUUACGUUUAACCGCACAUGGCUGAACAUGAACAGAAUCCGCUACUAAUGGCAUCGGAUCCCUGGGAUUAGGUAAAUUUAAACGGAAGGCAAUUGAUUUUAGGGAUUUAUCGCGCGGUUAAAGGUGUUUUCGGCAAUCAUUUCGAAACGCACAUUUUAUCAUUUUUUUUUUUCUACGUUAAAACAGCGAGCGGUGGGCUUUCUCGCGUUGUACCCAUUAAUGAAAAUAUUCGCGCGGUUUUCGACCUACGCAUGCGAGUGUGUGCUGUGCGCAUUUCUCGCGGACAUCUGCAAAUUAUUGCGCGCAGUUGGAAAAAACACGCGGCCCGCUUUGUUUUCGUCGUCGAGCCAGCCCGCAGUCGCUGGCGACUCCUCCGUCGUUCGGUCGUGUCGAAUCGUGUUUUUUCAUGGUUCGCAUAGACACCGAUCGCUGUACGUUAUUUUAUUGUUGUCGACUCGACUGCCUGGAUUCAGAUGUCCGGAGAGGCCCCGGGGCCGGCGUUCUCAACGAGGUCCUGAACAAAACAAAAUCAAUAAAAAUGUGGUUAAAUAUCAUUACUCAAUAAUUAACAGGAUAAUAAUAAAAAAAACAAAACUAACGUAUACUACCUACAUAAUAUAAUAGAGGUCUGUUCGUAGUUUGCGCUAAUGACCGUCGACGAAAAGACAUUAAUGAAAGCGACGAAAUUUCAUAAAAAACAAAGUCGACGAUUAAAUUUAUAGACAAACGAGUAGAUAAAGAAUAUAAUGUGUAUAGUAGGUACCGUGGCGAAAAACCGAGGCUCCCGGAGUUUUGUGAUCUAGGGGGGGGGGUUGCCUCCGGAUCACCUAUUCUCCUUAAUCCGGCGUUCAGUGAUGUUGAAUCCAGGUAUUUGACAGGAGGGCAAUAGCCUGUAGCUCCUGUAAUUUUGUUUGUCCCCCUAUUAAAUGUGGGUAAAAUAUUAAUUAAUUAAAUAACUAAACAAAUUUGACCGGUGUUAGUAAGAGAGUACAGAAACAAAAAAAAAACAGUAAUUUCUUCGAAUUUUUUUACACGCGAAAUUGGUACUCGAUAAUAUUUCUGCUGCGUUUAAAUAAUACGAAUAAUAAGGAGUAGGUACCUAUGUUUUUUUUUCUUUUUUUUAUGAAAGUCGAACACGAACAAAAGACGGUUUUUUGACAUUUUUUCCUCUAGAUCUAAUAGCUUUCAAUAGUCUGAGAGAGAUCGACCGAAAUGCCGUUUGAGGUAAAUGCCCAGUUUCCUUAACUCCCCAAAAUGACGCCGCCGAUUAUGACGUGUUUAUUGCCUGUGUAAGCAAUACAUUUUAGCACACAUUUGGUGUAAGUAGGACAUAAUAUUUUUAAAACAAAUUAAAAUUCUAAUUAAAUUAUUAUAAUAAAAGCAAAUUAUAAUAAUAUUAAUUACUCGACCGAUCAAAAUACAACUACUCCAAUUUUAGACAAAAUUAAGUGCAUAAUUGCAAUAUCAUUUUUCAUUCAUAAUCCGUGUCGUAUGAUUUCAAUUUUUAAUGCACUACUAUAUAAAUUACAUGGAAUAUUAUUAUUUACCUAAAUUAGGGUAAAAUUCGUCCCGUUUAGUAUAAGUCUUUAAACCUAUUCGAUUAUACACAGUCAGAACCUGUUUACUUUAUUUUUACCGAGCAGGAGGUUAAAAAAUAUUCGUAUUUUUUUUUUUAUGGUGGGUGUGCGAGGAUACAGUUUAUUUUUAAAAGUUUUUAUGUACAUAUUAUUAUGGACGAAACAUAUUUUUUAAGUCUUGUUUGCGUAAUAAAUUCCCUGAAAGUUUGAUUAGUCAGAAACUCGGGAACACCUCUCGACGCCUGUCCCCUUUUACCCCUUCGAAGUUUUUCCCAUUUUGUUUAACCACGACCGACGUACAACGAUUUGUCGAUCCGAUUUUAUAAAUGUUUCAAAAUCGUGACGGUUGAAUUAGGACGUUAGAGGUUAGAAGAUAUACAAACAUUUGUAUAAUCGAAAACGAAACGAAUUAAUUCGUUUUCGUUCCUUUUCUGCAUACGUGUACUUAAAUAUAAGAUAGUAUUUCGAUUUGUUUACUUCCGCACGAAUGUUACAAAACAUUUAGGGCGUAGAAAAAAUAAUUAAUAUUAUUUUUUUUUUUUUUUUGUAUAGGUAACUACGGUGAAAUUUAAUUCAACAACCCAUUUCGUACCUCUUGCACCGACAUAUAUAAUAAUAUUAUUAUUAUCAGAAAUAACGCGCAGCAGCUAUUAUAAUAUGCAACUUGCUACUAGAAGUAUUCUGCAUCACGUUUCUACGGUAAAAAUAUAUUACAGUUAGGUCGUGUGCAUGUUCGAUAUUUUUAUGGCGUAUAAAAAAAAAAAAAAACAACGUAGUAUUAUAAUUUCUAUUAUUUACGCGUUCGACGAUAGGACCGGGUGUAUUAUAAUACACGCUGCAGUAGCGUCUCUCUCUUUUACGUUAAAAACAUAAUUCCGAUUAUAUUAAAAUAAACGCGGAAGUAACGUGUUAAAAUUGCAGUUUUAAACGGGUUAAAUGUUCGUAUAUAGGUAAAUGAUUUCUUCGUUGUUUCCCGGUGAAUAAUGCGAAAUUGUAUUGGGCAGGGGUACCUAUAUGAAUUUACCUAUCUGAAACGAACGCGACGUUCAAAGGAAACAUCAAAUUUAUACUAUCAGCCGCAGUGUAUCCAGAGGUGGGAGUUUUCCCCCUUCCCGCCCUCCGAAAUUUGAAAUUUUUUUUUCUUACUUCGUGUACGUCACGCACUCCGCCCGUUUAUCGCGAUUUGUUAUCUCGAAAACCUAUACGAAGACUAGUGAUGAGAAUCCGAAAAUCCGGAUUUUUCAAAAACAACGCUAUUUAAGCCCCUUCAAAAUCGUAUAAAUAUUAUAUAUUAUUACAAUAUAAACGUUAAAGAUAAAUGUUUGGAUAAAAAUUCGAAAAAAAAAAAAAAACUCUUAACUUUAAUUAUAAAAUGCUUUCCAAACUCGGAUUCCGGAUUUUCGGAUUUCAACAAAUCCGAAAUCCAAAAGCAGUUUAAUUUUUUGGUUUUAUGUUUUAUUUUUAUAUUUUCAUAAAAAAACUAGUUGUCCCGUCCGUUGUUGCCCGUGCCGAUUUUUUAUUGUAUGUUUUACCCAUAUUACUUUUUUGUAUUGGCCGUGUCGUUAUUGAAUGAAAACAAGUAGGUGGAAAGUGGGUAGUCUACCUUCGGCGGAUUAAAAGUGUUCUGUUGUGACAGUUUUUCAUGGUUUUCAUACCAACAAUAUCUAAACACCGAAUUUUUGAGAGGAGGGAGGGGGAGGAGAUUUCAAAGGAAAUGAAGUCUAACCUAAUAACCUAUCGGGGUGUAGGAACGCUCGGUAGUGGGGGAGCGCGUGUACUGUAUUAUAGAUGUCACUUGCAGAUGGCACGGCGUUUCUUUUAUACCUUUAUGUACGUAUUUGCCGACAAUUUAUAUUAAUACAAAAGUAGUAAUUCGAUCGUUAUAAUUUGAGAUCGGAUUUAUAUGUUCUUAAAAUCCACAGGAAAGCACUUGAAAACGUUAAAAAGCGUUGAAAAAAAUAACUUAAAAAAUGUAUAAAAACGCAAAAAUAAUAAAAGAGGUUUAAAAGAGUCCCUUCCUCUAACUGAUUUAAUUUAUAAAUACAAUUUUCUAACACUACAAAAAUGAUUAUUAAAAAGUAUUUUUUUUUUUUUAUAAUACGUAUACAAUUUUAUUUAAAAGAAAUUAUUUUGUAUGAAUCAAUUUUAUAGUGUUAGGAAAUUAAAUUUAAUAAGUUAGAGCCAUUAGUGGGGGGGGGGACUUCUAAACUCUUCUAUAAUUUUUUGCUUUUUUGGUGUUUUUAAGCGCUUUUUUUGUGGAUUAUAGAGAAUAUAAAUCCGGUCUUUAGUCAUAAUCUAUAUGUAUUAUGUAUAAAAAUGAAUAGAUAUUUUGUCGGUGACGCACUGACGCCAUAACUUGAAUACCAUCCAAAUUUCCAACUUGCUCGAAAAUAAAUAGUCCCUGCGAGUUGUGUACGUACAUAUAUAAUUUAACUGUAAAUUGCGGUGAACUAACACUUUUCAAAAAUUAAAAACUGGAUAAACGUUCAGAUCGAAUAGACUGUGUAUUAAAAAUGAAUAAAUGAACUUUUUCGAUAGAUGCCCACCGAUGCAGCUGUUAAACGACAUUUAUCAUAUUUACCAUGUACAAAGGGAUGAAGAAAUGACAAUAAAGCACGUCAGUUAGAUGAUAGGUCUGCCCAUAGAGUAAAUAAAGACCAUUGAGAAAAACGUUUAUAAUGUUAGUGCAACGGUUUCGAGUUCAAAUCCCAGAUACCAUUAAUACGUUUUUGCAACUUUCCUACUUAUUCGGUUGACUUUUUAGACAUUUUCUUUCAUAAAAACCUUGCCCGGACAAUUACGAACACAAUCAUAAAAAAAAUCAGCAAAAUCGAUCAAGCCGUUUUCACGUGAUACGAUGACCAAGGGAAAUAGAGAUUUAUUUUUAUAUAUAUUGUAUAAAUAUUUUACUUGGGUACACGGCUUUAUACUGUACAAAUAAUUAACACUUAUAUGAUUUUUAAGUUUAAUUGCUGUUUUUUGUGAAAAUCCGGAUUUUCGGAUUCCCAUCACUAAUGAAAACCCGUCCGGAAAUUUAUUCGUUAUCCCCCGAUUAGGUUACACCACUGUUCAAUAUCUAUGACGUAUGAUUCUUGUCUCCUCUAUCCCCCCCCCCCCGUUCAAAUUUUAUGCGCAAUUGUUUUUACGUAUAAUUUUCGUUAUAACAAUAAUAAUAAGUAAUAAAUUGGUUGUUUUAAAAUAUAAAAAAAAAAAAUGAAAUGUAGGUAAUCGACCCUACACACGUCUACCUACGUCGCGUCGUCCGUCGUUUGACACCGAGUCCAUGACCUCUCUAUCUCUUUCUGUUCUGUGAACUCGUUUCGGUCCGUCCGGGAAUAUUGACUUGUCCGAUCGCUUAUCGCCGCGAUUUAUUUAUUUUUAUAAAACAUAAUAAUACAUAUUUUUAACGUUCUUUGUUUUGAUAACAGUCCGUUCAAUGCCCAUUGUUUAUAUUGGCGCGAGAUCGACAAAGCGGCGGCGGCGGCGUGACCUCUCGAUAAAUUACGCGCAGCGAUAAUUAACUCGUAUAUAAUAGUAUAAUAUAGGCAUAGAUAGGCUGAAACGACCGAGGGCUUUCGCUUUUAACAACGCGUUUAAUCGCGGUACGCCUCCUUUAAAAUAAAUACGCAUGUACAUUAUAUUUAUAUUAAAAUAGGCAGGAUUUGACAAUAUUCCGUGUGUACGGCGAAAGCUGCUGCGGUCCAUGAAACGGAACUCCGAGGGCCCAGUAAAAACAAAGAGCCGAGGGUGCCCAUCUGACGAAACCUAUAAGGGAGCGACAGCCAUAAAUUAAUAAAAAAAACUUAAAACCUAAGAACCAAACAAAAAUCGAUUUUAUUUAAAUAACGAAUCAAACAUACAUUUUACAUGUGAACAAAAACUGUACAUUGCGUUUUUCCAAACUAAAUUUUUCAACUAACUGGGUUAUGAACUUUUUGUCUAUGAACACAUGAGCAUAGGUACACAGUCCAUCCAACCGGUAUUCUUCUAUACUCAUUGGUAUUAUCACUAGAGAAAUUUAUUUAUUAUUUAUUUUUAAAUUUAUUAAGGCUUCAACGACAAAGGUUUUUAGCCUGUAUUUAGUGUUAACAAAUUAUUAAAAAAAAAAUAAAUUUAUUAUAACUAAUAAAAAAAAAAAAAAAAAAAAAAAAAAUGAAAAAAAUUUUUUUCUAGGUCACCCCUUGCAGCACCCUUUAAUGGGCGCCCUUGGCCGUUACUGCAGCUUAUGGAGGCGUGUCACCGUCGUGGCUGACGGGAUGCUGGGGCACAUAAAGUUAUUUAGUUCGUAUCUGUACGCAGCGAUAAAUCAUUUGAAACACGAUUCCGAGCGAACGUGCCGCGAUUUUUACGAUUUUAGUCGAAAUUCUAACGGAAAAAAAAGCUUAUAAAAAACCCGUACUACAUUGCGUUCGACUUUUUUUUUAACCACAAAGUGCGACUUGUAAUGAUUCUCGUGUUACGUUUUCAAAUAUUUUUGCCCGACCAAACGAUUUUAUCCACACAAAAUCGAACAGAAACUCGGAACAUGUCAAAUGCCGAUGUCAUAUGAAUAACUCAACAAUUUUACUACGCGUCUAUUGAAAAGCCAAUAUAUAUGAGUAUAUGUGAAAAUUUAUUAAAAAACGAUCCCUUUAACCUAAUCAACUAUUUGCUUUGCGAAAAAUUGCGACAUUCGAAUGUCGGAAUAAGAUUUCUGGUUGAUCAGUUUUGUACAAACAGAAAAAAAAAAAAAUCCUAGUAAAACCAAUAUACAUUCCUCGUUGCGUUCAGAAUCUAAAAAACACAUGUCUGUUCGCCAUUGGGAGUUUUCGGUUUACAGAUGUUUAAACAGGGUGAAAUAAUUCGAUUUCGGGAUCGUUUGAAUUUCCGUUUUGUAUACACCAGAGGUAAAUUAUAGAGUUUAAACCUAUUUCAGUAUAUAAUUAUUACGAAACGAGAAAUCGAUUAUAGCUUAAUAUUAUAUCUUAAGAAAGUUCCUUUGUAAAAUAAAAAAAAAAUUCCUAUUUAUUCUUUAGGUCAUUGUAAUAUAUUGAUUAGGUUGCUAUCAAUUACAAUUUAAUUGGGAAAUUUCGGCGGGGGAGAAUAUAAGAAUUUUUUUUACCACCGACAAAAUUGUAUACGUGGAAACAUUGCUAACGACUAUAAUAUUUAAACAUAACACGAUUUUUUAUCACGUUGAAAUUGUUUUUCCGGUAUUCGCGCAGUUGUAUUUAAUUUUUCUAAAACUAAAAUUUUUUAUUUUUCAUUCUAAAUUCCAAAUAAUAUGUAUAUUAUUAUCAUUAAAUUGUGCAAAUUUUUCCGAAAAAAAAAACAGUUUCAAACACUAAUAUUAAUCACUGUUGUUAUUGCGUUCUUAAUCGCGAUUUCGUUUGACGAUAUUAUCCAGCCGUCCUUGAUAUUUUCGUACAGUACUUAAUAUUAAUUUACAGUUUAAAUUUGGUUCACCACUACAAUAUUAUUAUAAUUUUUCCUACAAACCAGUAAUAUAAACCGUCCAAUAAUAAAUCGCGUGUGCCGUUCCGGCCGGCGAUGGUACUGCAGAUCCCGGUUAUGCGUCUUACAGAAUAUAAUAUUAUAAAUUAUAAUUGUUAUUUACCAACGUUUCCGACGCGCAAUUCAAUACAAUUAUUUAUUUUGCUGCGAUAUUAUAAUAAUUGAUAUUCCUCGUUUCGUCGCGACUCGAAAAUACCCACUGCUCAAACACUAUAAAAAUAUACUUAGGUACGAUAAUACUGUAACAAUAAUUAUUACUACACAGACUUUAAACUGCAUACAGGGUGUUUCCGAAAAGUGUGCCGCUACUAUAGCGUCGCAAUACUCGCGGCUCACCCCCCAAAGUCUGUUCUUUUCCUCCCUCCGACUCUUGAACACCGGCGUAAGAUUAUAAAUAAUAAUAUUAUUCCGCGAUAUUUCCUGAAAAUUCGCCGUAAUACGAAUCGACGUAUUAAUAUUGUGUCACGUCGUUUUCUGGCGAUUAUUUUGACGCUGAAUCGCUUAUAGGUAACGCGAACAAAAGAAAAAAAAAAUUCACACUAAACUACGAAUAAAUAACGUAAUAAAAAGCCAGUCUUUGGAAGUUGAAACGAUUUUUUAAAAAAUUCGUUAUCGGAUCACCGUGCCGCGAGUGUUGUACGGGUGCAACGCCGGUGCAAGUGAUAUUAUUUUCAGAAACACUCCGUAUACUCAAGUCAAUAUUAUUAAUAUGGUUUUAAAUUAACGUAAAAUCAAUGACAAUUUAAUAUCAAAUUUUUAAUAGAAUUUGUUUGGACAUUGAACACGAUAUUAUUGUGUACAAUCGAGAUUAAACGACACUACGAGUAUGUUAUUAUGUGCGUAUAAUAUUAUUUUGUGAGCAAAUAAUCAUUGUGAAAAACACAAUAAUUAUUAAUCUAAUAGUUUCUUAUCGAAUUAUUCGUUCUAUUUAUAAAUUCGUUGAACCGUACUACAUGUACUGUUUGUAUUGCGCGUUUCCUAUUUACUUUACAAUUUUUUUAAUAGCCACUUAUCUUAAAACGUUUAUUCGUCUUAUUUUCUAAUAAUUGUAUUUUUAUGUCACAAUGUUUUGACGACAACAGAACAACGGUUUUCGUAUACAAAUACAAUGGUUCUAAUAAUAUAAUCAAUAAUAUGAACAGCGUUGCCAAUUUAAUUUACCUUCUUGACCAUUUCAAAAACCGAAACCGAUAAAAAAAAUUGAAUUUAACGCCCCUCCCCCUUCAUCCCGCGUCAACUCCGCCGUCCCAUCAUCGGCCGUAUAUGUGUGCUCGAAUCGGGGAAACAAAAUUAAACGGGGAACGCAAAAAUGCUGAAAAAAUGUUUGCGGACAUGCGUUAUUAGAGGGGAAACUUUUAAAUCGCUCUGUCAUUUUUGCCAUUUUAAAUAUUUUUCGCGGUUCUCGAGGGAAUAGAAUUUCUGGUUUUAGUUAUUAUUUGUUGAAUAAACAUAAAUCGAUAUUAUUACGUCUCUUGUAUAAAUGACUUGUAUGACGAUUAAAAUCAAAUAAAUCGCGAAACCGAAAAAAAAAAACAAAACAAAAAUGCAUAGAAAGACGGAAUUCCGGCGAAUAAUUUAAUUUGUAAGAAGGUAUUGUACGUUUGCCGUUAUUAUUGACGCAGUCCAAAUAUUAUAUUGUUCUUACGUACACACACAUCUCGUCGCUCGUACUUAUUAUUCAUUCAUCGUCCGUCUUUUGUCCGGUACAUAGACACACCGCCCGGACCUUGAUAAUGAAAAUAAUGGAAUGAUAUCGAACCAUACCCAUUAUGCGUUCGAACAUUUUUGACCAUGAAGAAAAUUAUUAACCUUACGUUUUCACGAAUAAUAUUUUAUUACGACAACAUUAUUUUCGCGCUAUAUUUUUUUUUUCUUUCUUAUAUCGAAUAUCCGAUAAAAUAUUGUAACAAUUAUUAUUCUCUAUUUCCGUGGUUCGAUGGGCGUUAGCCCGUCUACGAUUCGUACGGACUGUCCAUUUUUAAUAAUUUAUACCGAAACUCAUAAAGCACACACACACACACUCACGCACGCACGCUUUUAUAAUAUUCGAAGUGCGCCACCAUUCGAUUGGGCAAUUUUCAGCUGUCCGAGUUUCAUAUUUUAUUAAUUUUCGUUUCGCGUAUAUAGAUCAUAAUAAUAUAUUGUAAGUACUCAUCUGCAUGUAUAUUCCGUUUAAACCUUUGAAUCGUACGGCGUCCUAUACGACACGUAUACAUGACGUGUAGCGGUAAAAAAUAUAUGUACAAAACUAUUAUCUCGUCGCUCAGUAAAAUUUGAAAUUUUAAUACGAUUUAAAAAGUGGAAAUGAAUACAACCCCAUUUAUAUUAUUAAAAAAUAUUGAACAUUUAACCGUCGUAAUUAUAUGAAAUUCCACAACUAUGCAUUUAAACAUCAUUAUUAUUAUAUUUCCAUCGGAGGGGAAUAGUUUAUUUGUUUUUUUCGAGAAAAAUACAAACACAGUGAUAACAAUGUAAAAACAAUUUUAAUUAUUUACACUUAUGGAUUUAAAGAGUGUGGCUUGACAAUGUAAUUUUCAAAUUUGUUUGUAAAGGUUUUAUUUAAUCUUUGUGGACGGAUGAGCAGAUGUAAAUGAAACGGUAUCUGGGUCCGGGGGGAAAUGUUCCAGCGGAGCGGGAGGAAAUGGCCGUAUUUUAACAAAACGGGUGUUUGCGUUUUCGGCGGAAUUCUCACGGACGUCGUCGUGGUUUCCGGUGCGCCGUUUAUUUUUCUCUCGUGUCUAACAUUGAUACAGGAUGAUUUUAUUUUCCGCGAAUCAGCGAUUAUUUACGGAGAUUUCGAGUAAAUUUCAGUUGUUCUUUUAAUCAUAAAUUAUGAUUACAUUACGAUUCAUAGUAUAUUGUAACGUAGACGUAUUAUUUCGCGCGUUUACGCAAUAAUGAUAAAAUGUUAAACAUACCUAACCUGUAUAUUAUCGUAAAUCCGAUCAUUAAUCGGUCCAAAACGACUUUUUCGGCAAACGAUUUUCAACAAAGUUGUCUGGAAAAAUGUGUACUUCCGAAGAAACGUAUAUAUAUUGACCACAUUUUAGUGUUCGGUUUGGUGAUGUUUAACGAGAAAAACAUAAUAAUUAUUGCCACCGGUCCAAAAUGUUGGCAACAAAGUCGCAUAUUAGUGACACCAAUGCACCACUGUUGUCGCUGAACAUAUAGAUGCGAUCGCUUCAGUUCAUCUAAUAAAUAGUAAUAAUGGUGCGGGUCAAAUUAGUUGAUAGAUAUAUAAGAUUCGUUGGUGUAUAUCUCGUGCAUUGUAGUAAAGACUAUUAAAACUAUAAUACUCAAAGUAACUUCGAGUACGAGAUUCCAUUAGAGUUUCAUUAAUUUUAAUUUGCAAUUCUUUGUGAAAAAUACAAAUUUAAGCGCUGUUUAGUGUUUUGUGUAACACCGUUAUUGCAACGGUGUUUUCUACGUUGCAAUAAUGUACAGUUAUUGCUAUAGUAAAUGCUAUUAUAGUAAAAAAUUUAAUAAAAAAGUGGAAUAUUUAGAAUUUUUAACAAUUAUUUAUUUAUUUUAUCACGAUCUGUAGUUAUUAACUCAUAUUAUAUUAACUCUUGGUAACUGAAAAAAUAUUUAUUUUUUUUUUUUUUUGGGUGGGGGAAGGGUGUUCAAUUUUUUUUUACGCUACUAAUUUAAUGACUUUAUUGCUGUACAUGGUUAAGUUUGUAAGCGUUAUAUAUUUUACGAAAACAAUUUUCGUUUUUUAUGGAGGGGCGGAUUCUCCCUUUAGGUGGACGGGUUCUUUAAGUCAAUAAAAAUAUUUCGGUUCGGCGAUAAUAAUUUUACGAGUUCGGCGGCACUAUCGCCGGCUUUCGAUGUACGAAUCGCCCUGUAUACAGCUGCAUCAGCUGAUGUUGCCAGCACAAACCGCUCGCGAUAAUCGACGACGGUCGCCGUCGUCGCGGACCGAGACAAUCUUUCGACGGUAACGGUGGCGUCUGUGUGCUGUGUUAUUGCGGCGUAUUAGUAGAACGCCGUUUCCCCUACCGCCGCCGUUUCGGGUUCCUUGUACCUGGAGAGGGCAUUGACAGUCGCCGCCACCGCCGUCGUCCGGCGGAAAACACAACGAGAGAAGCACAGAUAAAUAAAAAAAAAAAAAAAACGCGCGCAAUAUUGCUUUGUGCCCGUGGCCAACGGUGUUGUUAUCGAAACGAGAGGUUCGCUCGCAUAUUUUUAAACUUUUUCACAUCUCUGGCAUCCCGGCAGUACGGUGGGGAGGGGAUGGUAGACGGGAGGAGACUCCGCGUUUCGGGUCGUCGCCGUGUAAAAUUGUCAUCGGUAAACCCUUCCGGCGGUGAGUCGGUUUUUAUUUGCGGGAAACACCGGGGAAAGAGAAACCCAGAGCACCCCGUCGAAAUAUUUCAUUUCCUUUUCGAGGGUAGAGAUACGGUAUAGUUUUACCCUCCUCUACCUCUUUUUAAUUUAUUUGUCCGUAAUUGGAUUUAAAACGAAAUCGUGUACGUAUAUGUACAUAGAUUCUCGAGAAUUUGACGAUUUUUCACCCGUCGGAAUGGCACGUGUGUUUUGUAAGGAGGCAACACAUGAAAGUGUUAACAAACAUGAUUUGUAACAAAAAUCUACCAACAUUAUUGUCACCUUAUCAAAAGAAUAUCUCCAUAAAUACAUGGUUUUGUUUUUUUUUUAUUCUGAGAUUUCGUAUACAUCAAAACAAGUUGAUUUAUAUGUAAUAAUAUAUAUUUCAAAAACAUUGUCAGUUAAUAACAGUUUAUCAAUUGACCAGCUUCAGUUAUUACCACAACCGUGUUCGUUUCGAAAGAAUAGUAUUUGGUUAUUAAAUUAUUAUUAUUACCUAUUAUCUUGUAAAAUAUGGAUUCCAGAUUUUAAAUAGUUUUCCCGAACGGUUCGAUGACGAGACUAUUCAAUUUUUCCGAAAUAACUCCCAUUUGUAAAUAUUUUUUUAUCAUUAAUUUAUCAGCUUGUUGUACAGUGUCGGUUACUCGGUAUUGUGUUUGUUUUGUAUGUUUAAUUUAAAACAUUCGUUUGCUAAAUAAAUUUUUCUGUAGACUUUUAUUUAAAGAACUAUUAACUUUACUGAUUAGUUACAUAAUUAGACUCAAUAAUUGUAAUAAUACCUAAUCGCGAGCUGUUUUAGUAUUGAAUACAUUCAAUUGCUCGUUAUUACUUCAAACCAUAAUUAAUUUUCAAUAAUAAUAUUGUUGUUAGACGGUUAUGACUAAUAUUAUAUUAUUAUAAUUUACUACUUCUAUAUUUAUUUUGUAUGUACCUAUAUAAUGAUUUUUUAUAGUAUGAUUCAUAAAAAAAAAAAAUAAUAAUAAUACUCAAGUUAGUUUGAUAUAUUAUAUUGUGCAAUUAAAUAUUAAUUGUUCGGUGUCGAAAUUGUUUUUUUUUAAACUAAAAUUAUUAUAUAGUAGUAUAAUUGAUUAAAACGAAAAAAAAAAAACAAAUAAUAAUAUUCUCUAUGUACAGACAUACAUAAAUAUUUGUUUUAAAGUAAUGUUUGAUUUUGUUUAAUUGCAAAUUGAUACGAAGUUGUUAUUAUGUUAAUCAUAAUGUAUAGCUAUGGAAAUAUCAAUUGGUUUUUUAUAGGUACAAUUAACAAUAUUUUUUGCCAAAAACAUAAUUUUAUCGUUUUCAGUACAUAGUUAAAUUUAAUUAAGAAUCAACAAAUAACAAUCGAAACAUCGUAGGUUUGUACUACUUUUUAUUGAUUUCAAAAUAGGUUACACAUUUAAAUCAUUAGAACGGGGAAAUAUUAUUCAAAAAAUUUAUUAAAUAAUGUUAUAUUGCUACAAUUAACCAAAGUAAAUAAUAACUAAAUAAACGUUUUCCGAUAACAGUGAGUGGUGAGCACACGCUAAAUAAUAAUAUUUGUAAACAAUGAUAAACAACUCAAUUUUGUUGGUAUACGAUAGUGUUUAACGAUACGUUAGGCACUUAAUAAUACUAGUAUCUAUAAAUAAUGUUAAUCGAUUGUGAGUAAUUUUUUUCAAGUGGUACCGGAGCACUUGAUGUCAUAUAGACACAUAGUACAUAGUACGUGCAAGCGAGUAGUCAGAAAUUUCCAAAGGGCUGUGUUAUGAAAAGUAACAAAACCUAUUAAUUUAAAAUGAUACGGACAUACUUCGCACGAUGGGUGGGGCACUGUUAUAGAUAAGCAGUUAGGAAGGUAGGAUAUAGGUGGGAAUUUAUUGUAUAUCUGUACGCGACGAUUAAUCAUUGCUAACGAAAAACGAUUCUGAGUGGAGUUCGGUUUUACAUGUUUUGAAAGGCCGUAAUAUUUAUGAUUUUUAUGAAAAUUGUGUAUUAAAAUUCUUCUGAAAAAACGAACAUUGUUAAAUAAUUUACAUACCUUUAAUAGUAUAGUUACGUUUACGUAUGGGGGUAGGUACCUAUAGCUAUAUUGUAAAAUAAUUACCUUACAUGAUUUUAUUUUAAACAUGUAGUAAAUAAAAACGGUCAAGGGGGGUGUUGCUACACCACCAACAUCCCUCCUCUCGCUACGCCACUAAGUAUAUAUGGUAGCAUUGAGACGGUUUUAAAUGCAAUUGUUUUGAAACUAAAACUUAUUCUCGUUUUAAAACGGUUUGAAAACAUUUCGAAAUUAAAACGCUUGCACAACCUAACUAGGUUUAGUUUAACAAAUUAAAAUCGUUUUAAGCGUUUAAAACGAUUUAUCAAAAUAAUGUACAUACUCGUAUAUUAUAUUAUAAACGGUUUUUGAAGCCUCAUCACUUUAUCAAUUUUUGUUGGUGCGUUGCAUGGGCAAUAUUAUAUUAAUUGUAUGUCGUUUUUAAAAAGUCACGUAUCGAUUUCUUUUUUAAUUUUAUAUUCCAUCAAAUACUGUUACUUAAAAAUUAAAAAUAAAGUAUAUUAUUAUAUUCGAUUCGAUUUUAACAAGAAAUUACAUAGCUAUUAAAUUUGUUUAUAAAACGUUCACUUAACCGUUUUCAUAUCUGCGGACAUUAUUUAGACAUGUUAUUAUGUGAACAUGUAUAAUAGAUAUUCAGUAAAAACCUUUUAAUACAUUUAAAAACGAUUUAAUUUCAAACCGUUUUAAACCUCAUCGUAAAACUUACUAAUGGACGCAAAUAGAUGGGCAGGGGUUUCAACCGUAGCUGCUUCCUUCCCUGAUAAAUUUACGUGGUAUUAGGGGAGACUAGAUACGGUUGUAACAUUUUUGAUACGAUUAUUCAUUUCUGCCAAGAUUUACACUAUUUUUGUUUGGUUACACUUUUAAUCAUUAAAAUAAUUUAAUAUCUUUAUAAAUAUAAUGAGUAUUGAACCUUAAAUUUUGCAAGUUGUCGCAUAAGUAAGGAUUACAAAAAAAAAACGUAUUGUCCCGUGCUCCUCUACUUUAUUAUCUAGAAAUAUUUUUUGGACGUCGCUGUGCAACUAGGAAGUCACCGGACUUUGGAAACUGGCAUGUGAUGUUCAUUUCCGUCACCGACAUAUUAUUAAUAUUGUUGCCAAGCCGAAACCACAUAACAAUAACAAACAUUUUUAUGGUUGGCGCGUGUUUAUUUAUAAAUCGUAUAAAAAUAAAAUUUUUUUUUUUAUAGAAAAGUUCGACGAGCGUGUCACACUGGCAAAUCUCUUCGGAUUAUGCUAGCAAAGUUUCACGUAUAGUUAGUAUAAGCCACCCGUUGAUGUUGAUUGUUAUCAGGGACGUACGUUUAACCGGAAAAUAAUUUCGGGGUUUUUUAAUUUUGAAAUCUUCUCGAUUUGCAUUGAAAUUUCAACACCAGUCCAUAAACUUUUACGAUUUGAAAAAACGUGAACUUAGUAUUAUAUGUUUUAAGGGUGUAGAAAACCGUGCGUUUAGUUAUGUAUUUAUAUACAUAUCUUUAACAAAUGACAGAGAAUAAUUUUUGAAGAUAUUUCGGGAAGGGGGGGGAGGUAAACCCUCUAAUCACUCCACCUUCGGUUACGUCCACCACGUCCCUGAUUGAAAUUUGGAAUAUUAGCCCGGAACAAAAUAAUCAUAAUAAUUAUAUAGUAAUAUCUAUUAUAACAAUGCGUACAAAAAAUAGUACAAGUUCGAUCGUUAUUUAAUAUACAUGACAGCAUUCAUUCACUUUAAAUUAGUCUCCCAUUAAUGAUAAUUGAUCGCGAUAAUGUGUGUAUUCGUAUCGCAGUUCAAACGUUAACAAAAUAUCGGCGUAGAAACACAUUUGUUCAUACGAAAUUUCGAUGUAUCAGCGGACAAUAUACGUGCGUUAGUUCGAUUCAGAUCCGUAUAUUCAUCAAUGGGGUGAGGACUAUUCUGGAUUUUCGAUUAAUUAAAAAAAAAAAAAAACAAUUGAAAUGUAGAACCUAUUUAAAAUCGUUAUUAAUCGAAAAGAAUUUUUUUUUUUUUUUAUGACUGGAAAAAUGCUUUUUUCGAGGAGGAGCGGCUUCUUCGCCAAGCCAGUUCUGGAAACGGUUUUUUGAGAAAAUUUGGGACUGGUAUUCUUAAUUGGGACACGUUGUUUUUGUUUUUUGUCAUCUCGUUUAUUCAAUAAUAUGAUAUUGUCGGGGUAGAACGAGUAUUUGCGGAGGUGUGACAGAGGGCGGUGUCCGUGUCGUUUUUACGGGCGCCCACGAGUAGCGAAUUCAGAGGAUGGACAGACCGGAUUUAUCGAUCGGGUGUAAAAAAAAAAAUGUAUUUAUUUACCACCCACUAACACAAUAAAAUUAUUAUUCGUGUACAUCGUGGUGGUUAAAUUUAUUUUUUUUGUUUUUCGUCAACACGAUACCUAACCUUAACAGUGGCGGAUCGAAAACAUGAAAUUCGACCGUGGACCCGCAGACGGGCUGGAGAGGAAGGAGCGGGACGUGACGCAGUCUUUGUUAAAAUAAUGUCUGGUGACGACGACAGAGGGACACUUGUUCACCGUCGAUUACGACGUUUUCCUUUGUCCGACGAGCUCGCCGUAGCUUCUACAUCAUUGAUUACCGGGGUCGUAUUCUUUCCGACCGACACGCGGAAAUGUCCGGACUAAAGACAACGGCAUUUAUCGAGGAAAUUUUUACAGAUUAUAUCGCGUAGUUUAUUCAAUACUGAACACUUGUAUAUUUUCGAAAACCAUCCCAAUCGAUUUGUGGACAUUUUCUAUUUGUAUUUAAAUGUAUUCGUAUCGCCUUUUUAACUAUAUCAUUAAUGAUAUUUUAUAUAACUAUACUGAAACUAUACACCAAAUCUGAUCGAGGUUUUCACAUUUUAAUUUCGAACACAUAUAGCGUGCAAUUAUAGCAACCCUGGUAAUAGAUUCUGUACAUAUCCCCCCCCCCUGUCCGGACAGUUUGGAUUUUUUGGUAAGGAGUUUUGGUAAGAAUUUUGUUCUGCAAAUCAUAUUCGAUUAUGUAUAUUAAUAUGCGUCUCUGCUGUAGUCCACGACAAUAAAUAAUACAUUAGAUUCUGCAAUAUCAACGAUCGGAAUCAAGGGCAACACUGUAUAGUAUUUCGACACCCGCCCACCGGACGACGAACCUACAAAAUCGAAACCCGGUUGACAUCGACAAUAAUUCCCUCACUCGCCGUCGUUGUCGCCUAGGUGUCCGUACGUAAUAAAUUAUUUAUAUCAGUAUUAUUCUAUACUGCCAAUAAGACGGGAAGUCGGUAUUUGUAAUCGAGUGAUUUUAUUUAUAUACGCAGUUGAUAAAUCCAUAUUAUGUUCUAGCUAUGCUAUUGCAUCAUCGAGACAAGCUAUACGUCACCAUCGUCCGGUGGUAAGGCCAAUCCCUUUUCUUCCUUCUAAUCUCAGUUAAUGGCUAUGUUAACUAACAUACCCAGUAAUGCAUGUAGUUGUGAUAGGCGUCACAUAGAGUCAAAAUUCUGCGAUAACAAAAAAAUGACAUAUUUGGAAUCUGUUUAUUUUUUGAAAGUAAAAACAAUUGGUGCGUAGGUGUUUCGUUUGUAAAUAAUUCGCCCCCCCCCCCUUUGAGUGGAGCAAUGACAACGAUACAUGACAAGUAUAUUUAUUGAUUUACAGAUUAUUUUUUACUCUGAGAUUCAUCUUAAACUGUCCACAUAAAAAUGACGUGUAACAAUGGUGUGGACUGCCCGUGAAAUUAAACGUCAAAAUUAGCAAGUAAUUACGUGAUAACAUUUUUUUCCACCCAUUAGAACGCAUAAAAUAUGUUUACGCCAAUAUAAUAAUUAUUGUGCAUAAUUUUAAUUUCUGUAGCGAUUUUGAUUUAUAUUACCUAUAUCAAUCAUCAUCAUGAGCAGUGUUUCAGAAAAAUUAUUUCUGGCUUUUAAUGUUUUUGUUAAAUAUAGGUGUUUCAAAUUUUAUGUUAUCCAAUUUUCCACGUAUGUAAAAAAAAUAUUAUCUUUUGUAAAAAAUUACCUAGUCCUAUUUUUAUUCAACCUCUUUUUUAUGAGUAAAACCACUAACCACUUGAUUUUCAAUUAACAGCGUAUAUUAAAAAUUCCAUAAAUAAAUGUUUUAGCUAAAAUAUUUUUUGGUGUUGGAAUGUUUAAUUUUUGUCAACCCGUUGACGAGAUAUUUCAUUUUUAAGUUCGGAUAAGAGGAGAAUUAUAGUGGAACACUAUAUUCAAACGCCCCCGAGUGCCGCGCUGUGAGACAAAUGAUACUUCACUACUCUCCCCUACACCCAAACGUAAAAGUAGAAUGUCUCUUCAAUGGGUCGACGGAAAUUCAAAAUGUAUUUAAACUAAAGUUUCAUAUAUUAAUGGAAUUUUUAAUACAGGUUGCUAUUUGAAAUCUAAAAGUGGGUACCUAGCGGUUUCAUACCCAAAAAUAACGUGGAACAAAGUAUAAGGAUAAUGUACAUUUUAGAAUAUACGAUUACCAAAGUGUUUACUUAAGUUAUUAUUAUUGUUUUUAAAUAAUUAUUUCGUGGAAAAUCUGAUUGUAACGUGAAAUUUGAAAGACGCAUGUAUAAUAUAAACAUAUUAGGUUUAUAAAUUCCAGCGAUUCUACGAUAAAUAAACGAUUUAAGGCGGCACGUGUAGUAAUUAAAACGAUAAUAUUUUAAACGCCUAGGUGCCUAUAUAAUAGUGGCGUGUGUUGAUUAAGCGAAAUUUCGCUCCGAAUAAUUUCAAACGGCCUUUAACGUUUAAAUUAUAGCCUUUAUAUGGGCGGGUUUACAUUAGCUUAUUCAAACCUCAUUGAAGUCGAUCCGUGAAUUUCAAUUUAAACUUUUCGCAAAGGAAAUUGAAUAUAAUUCCUAAGCAAAUCUGUUACCUAUAUUAUACUGUACGCGGCCCGGAAAUAGUGGACUCGAUGAAAAAGUUCACUAAUUAUUAAUGAAAUGUCAAAUUUCGGGAUAAAAGCAUAUCAAACCCGCGUGUUAAAUACAACUCGUAUAGCGAAAUAAAUUAAACGAAACCGCGCAAUCUCGGGGUCGUUCACCUAAUCGCGCAUCAAUUCGACGUGGAAUCCUUUAUAAUGUUGCGUACAUUAUUUACCCAUUAAUGAUGUACUUUUACCUGACUUUUUUUUGUUCUACAAAAAAUAUUUCAAAUAUUGUUCAGUUCGUUCGGCGCGCACUUUAUUCUGUUACACUUGUAACUGUAUAUUAUAGUUUUGCAAGUUGGGUAUCGCCGGAUAUGACGGAAAACCCUUUAAAUAUGUCUGCAACCUCAGCGGUCUUCCUUUGUUUCGACGCAACACAAUACGAAUCCGUAUAGACUUCUGAUGUAGCUCUAUAAAGCGCAAGUGCACAACAAUAAUAUACAUGCACACGACUGUUGCCGCGUUGUAUAGACGUAAGUCCCGCGGCAACCUAUACGGGUACACAAUGUAGUAUCACAUUAUACAAAUAUAAAUAGAGACAAAAACAAAAAAACAAAAUACAAAAAAACAAUAGGAUACGUACAUACAUAAUAGGGGUACGCUAUUGUAUGCGUAUUGAAUGCACGUUUACGUGUGUACACCAUGGGACGGGGGGGGGGAAGAGCUGUAAAAAAUUGUCGCUUAAUGGGGUUCGAGCACAUAAGUUCAAUCAGACGAUCUUUCCGCCUUAAAACAAAAUCGCAAUAUUAUUAUUGUAAUAUAUAGUUGGUGGUGUUACGAACAGUACGAAAGUCGGAUUGAACAUUACUGUAAGUGAUCAAAUUGCACCUGCAAAAUAUACACAAUAAGACCCGAUUUGGGAUCUUUUACUUUUAGAUUUUGAGCUAUCAGUUUAACUAUAAGAUGUGUUUUCUCUAAAAAAUUAUUAUCCGUUAUUUAAAAUGCUCCGAAUUUGUCUUAUUUGCCAUAAUUCAAAAGAUGCGGAUUUUUCGUCUGAUGAUAUUUUAUUUAAGAACAUAUUUAUUUAGAUUCCCAACAGUUUUUCUAAUACCUAAUUUUACUGAAAAAUAAAAUUCUCAUCUACAACCGGGAUCCACCUAUGGUGCGAAGUAUAUCCCGCUUUUUAAAGUUAUGUCCAGGAUUAUUAAUUCAAAUAAAUAAGGGUUUGCAACUUCAUUAUUAUAUUUUGAUAAAUAUAACACGUAUAGCGACGACCCGCUAACCGCAUCCAACCGAAUAAUGCGGCGGCGAUAAAACCUAAACGCGUGAUUUUUCGCCAACGCAUUGACUACGACCGUGGGAAUCCGAACCGGAAAACUAACGUUUGUGUUUAUAUUACUAUAUCUAAUCACGUACCCAUUUUUUUUUUUUUAUGUUAAGACAUCCGGUAUUUCGCAGCAUUUUGUAAAUUUACCACAUUAGGCAAGUACCUAUGUUUUUUUUUUUUCAUAAAAGUAUUUUAAUAGGUACGUCAAAAUUCUUGUGAAAUUCUUUACAUUUUAAAUUCCAUUCAAAAUUAUGGCUAUUUCCGCGUUGUAUACAAAACUGCUAAAUAAUGUUGAUAUAAAGUUUUGAAGUAGUCAUUAAAAAAUAAAAAUACAGUGUGUUCAGUGUUUGUGUGAUAAUGCAGUGAUUUGUAGUACUUAAUUACCUAUUGUAUUUAUUUAGGACUUUUUGAUCCGCGAUACAAAUGUUUCUUAUCUACGUCAAACUUAAAAUUGUUAACUAUCGUUGACAAAACAUUUAUUCGGUAUAAAAUUAUGAAGUUUAGUAUCUGCAAUAUAUAAAAUAUUUAUCUUGUUAUGCAUUUGAAAAAAAAAAUGUAUCGAUAAUAUAUAAUAAUAUAUUAUUCAGUUUUCAAUAACUGUAAAUGAGAAAACGUGUCACUAAAUAUUAAGAUCAUCUUCCAUCUCGCGAUCUUCCUGCUGCAUAAACCUAUAAUAAAUUCACGAAAAUAAUCCGAAAUCCUAAACCGCAGGGAUCACAAAACUGUUCGAAAAGUCGACGUGAGUUUCUUUGGCACAUAAGGGAAAUAAUUAUUGAUGUAUAAUUUAUUUUUUGUUUACCCCGUAAAAUUCAAAAUAUAAAACGUGAAAAAUGUCUUCUUUCUCUUCGCCUUUAUCCUACGCAAGUAUUACUAUUGUAUUAUCGUACUCCGUCCCUCCCCCAUCCAACACUAUGUUUGCAUUUAGGUGCUCCAUAAUGCACAUUUACGAGAUAACCUCUAGUCAUUUUUUAUUUGGCCUCACUCAACCUAGCCUUUUAUAUAUUAUAUUCGUUACACAACGUAUUUAUCUUAACAAUCUUAUUUUUGUUAUUUCAAUGUUUAAUAUUCAGAUCCUAUACCCAGACUCCGUACUCAGUGUUACCAUCACUAACAUAGUGGUCUCAUAAUAGUUUUUUUUUAUUGUUUUAAUUUUCCUUCUAUCGACUGUAAAAUGUUUAGUUGCAAUAGGUACUUAUGCCAAUAAAGUCCGUUAUUAUUUAGAACAACACAAUAAUCUGCACUUCAACUCGUACGAGUAGUCUUGUUUGGUUGGUUGGUUACCCAUUCGGCCGACACGAGUUAAUUCCACUGCGUAGUGGCGGUCGUUGUCGAUAUAAGUAUAAUAAUAUUGACAAGAAGACAAAUAAAGAAACACGACCGCCGGGUACAAAAGGAAGAUCGUGUAUUAUUAUUAUUGUUAUAAUACGUAUUAUAUAUUAUGUACGGGGAGUUCAAAACAAAGGAAACGACGGACAUUGCAGGCACAUAGCCAGGUGGUCUACUGCGUUUUCAAUGGGGAAAUUAUAAUGGGCAUCGCGUAUUUUGUUUUUGAUUAUUUCUCGUGCAAGUAGUCGUGCACAGGUUGACUAGUGUUUUUGAUUUACUUUUUUUUUCAUCUCGACAAUUCCAUUUUAAAAUCGAUCAUAUUAUUGUAACACAUUCAAUAUUAUUCUUGUUAUUAUUAUAUUUUUUAUACAAGGCGAUUCGUUUGUCACGAUCCAACCAUGAUUCUAUACGGAGUUUUGAGUAAACUUGAUUUUGCUUUUUAGUUUUUCCAUUCAUUAUGGAAUCUUAACCAGGCCCACGACACUCCUUGUCAUCCCAUGUUAAAUAAAUGGGUGACCUUGAGUCUCCGAAAUUACUGGUUUUAUCAUCAACAAUACAAAACCAGUACAAAAAGUUUUGAUAAAAAUCUAUCCCAAGCUGAAUAGUAAACCAACAGACCCCGCGCUUCGCGCCUCGAUUACACGAUAGUAAACAUUUCUUUUCGGCUCUUUUAGAAUCUGAGUUUACACAUACUAGUAGCUUUUUGAAAAUCAAUAUCCUGCAAGCUGAAAUGAGGGCCGGACUUUAAAAAUUUCGUAAAUAAGUUGGUUCAAUUAUUCUAUAUAAUGUCUGAAAAAAAAAAUCAAACCUAACUAAAUAUCUUUGUAAGUACCUAUAUAAUAUUAUAAUCUUGCUGGUUCGUGAUAAAAUAAUUACGCGGUAUAUUUUCGCGCGUGCAGUGUGUUUAGUGUAUUUAACUACCGGCAUCGUGUGUUAUUGCAGCAGAAGUCAAUAUAAUAAUAAAACAAUAAUAUAUUAAAUAAUAAUAAUAUUAAAUAUUAAUACGCACAUGCAGUUGUAUGCGAUAUGGAUACAAUGACCGCGUGUCACUCGGACGUAUACGCGCAAUAAUUUUAAUCUGUCCAAUUGAAACAAGAUGAAUACACUUGAAGCAUUCAAGGUGUCGUUUUACAUGUGCUUUUUUUAAUUGACGCGUAAUUCGAUAAUCGAUUAUAUAAAAAAUUUAAAAGAAUACGUGUUCUAUGAAAACAACGACGCAUCUCGUACAACGUUUUUAUUGAGAACACUCUUUUUGCAAUCGAAUAAAAUGAUUAGAUUUUUCCACGCAGUACUUUGAAAGGUACGGAAUUUGUAAAGAGUGUAACCUAACUUGAACCGUUUUUGAAAUAUUCUCAAAAGCUCAUCCCUUUAACCCGUUUUUCUUGGAAAACAUUUUUCGGUCGAUAAGAAUGCUUCAAAUUGUUCACAUUGUGUUUUAAAAGAUUUGCCCGGUGGUACUUUAUUUGAAUAAGAUUUCUUGCAUUGGCUUGUUUGUGUUGAUCUCUGUGUUAUCUUGACCAUAAGGAAAAAAAAAACAGGACUAACACGACUUCAGAAUUUUACCGAGCUAUACGCUCAGAAUCAAUUGCAAUGAUUUAUCGUUGUAUUCAGUGUAUAAACUAAAUAACCUUGUGUACAAUACCUACUAAACUUCUCCCCUGCAACAUUGGCCUACUCAUGGCGUGAAGCAUGUCUUAAUUAAAAGAAAAAAAAAUGUUUCUUAUUUAUAACUGUGGUACCAAAUAUAUAGAACUCUUACAGUUAGUACAUAAUAUAGUACCUAUAUUGAUUUAAUAAUAAUAAUUAUGAUCAUAUUAUAAUAUAUGGUUAUUAAUUAAUAUAAAUAUAAUAGGUUUUUAUUAUAAAUCGUUUUCGGCUCUAUUAUUUUUUAUUGUGUAUAAAAUUUAUUUUUAUUCCUAUGGUUCCAUGUAUUUUAUACUGAAAAAAUACUUUGAAUUUUAACUCUUAUGUCUGCGAUAACAAUGUUAGGUACUUUAAGAUUUUCAAUUUUAUAAAUUGUAAACUAUAUAUUAUAUAGUAUGUUCACUAUUAUACCCAUCGUUUCUAGUAAAAUUAUUCUAUUAUAAAUUCCUAUCUCGUGCCAGUUUUUCCCUCGUGUGGAAAAAUUGUUUUCAAUGUAUUUUACAAUGGGAAUUGUGGUAUACACAAUAUACGCCAAUACCUAAAACGUGGCUUAAACCAAAAAGCUAAAAAGAAUAUGUAAACCUCUACGCAUAAGCCUGAUGAAAUAUGUUACGAAAACUGAAUUCACAAUGAAAAUGUCGGAUAUUUUUUAAUGGAACACCAAAGUCUCUUUUCUGCAGAUUUAUAUUAUGUUUUAUAAAAAUCGAUAUGAAACACACAGAAUUAAAAAAAAAAAACAUAUUUUUUGUACUGAUGUUGUUAAAAUAGUUUUUUAACAUGGCAUCCCGACCUAGUUUUAGUAUUAAAUUCAAUUUGUUCACGGGAUAUAGAUACAAAUGUAUACAGUCAAAUUCGUUUAUAACGAUGCCAAAUACAACGAAGUUCCGUGUAUAGUAAUUUUUAACAAUCUAGAAAACCAAAUAAAGUUUUGCUAUCGCACGUGUAAUAAUUUUGUUCGUAUACAACGACGUCCCGGAAAUUACGAUGUUAUUUUGAAACGAAACCGGUUCUAUACUCUCCUAUAACGAUCUCGUGUGAUUUUGUUUCGGUAAAUAGCGUUAUCAAUACGCCAGAAAUAUUGCUAAUUUUUUAAAAAUAUUCUAUUGUUUUAAUUAUAAAUAAAGCACUACAACUGAUUAUGUUUCGAAAGAAACAUAGGUACAUAUAAUCAGGUUAUUAUAUAAUAUGUAGACACAUACUUUUUUUUUAAAUCUUAAAUAAAAUUUAAUAUGUACAAUUAAAAAUAUAACAAUAAGUAAUACAAAAAAAAAAAAUCAAUGAUUAUUAAAUAUAAAAAUACGUAAAAUAAUGUAAGUUUUUUUUUUUUAUAUAAAUCUGGAUAUAGCGAAGUUCGGACGUACAAAUUUGUUUCUCUAGGUCGGCGGUUCCUAAAGUAUGUUCCGGAAACCUAUUUUCUGAGGUUGCCGUGCCAUGGCUAUAAAAUUUUGGGAACCGCUGCUCUAGGUCCCUCGAAAAUCGUUAUGGUAUGUAUGUAGGUAUAUGUAUGUUGUAUUGUAUUGGGUAACCUUUUUUUUUUUUUUAUUAUUAUUUAUUUAUUUUAAAGUAAUCUACAGUCUAUACAGUUUUCUACAGUAAGUAGGUUUGAUAAAAGAUGAACAAAAAUACAAUUAACGGCGAAUCUUAAGAUUAGGGAGGUUACCCAAUGAUAACGUCAAACCCAGCAUUGGGUAACCUAUACAGAAAUGAACGUUGCAAUGGAUGUGACCUAAUAAAUAUUUUUUCCAGUACUAACGCAAUUAUAACGCAAGUAUAUUUUCAUAUCAAAAUACUAUGCGUUAUAAUUACAUAAUUCGAUUUGUUAAUGUUUCGACGGCUGUUCAUUAACGAAAUCGGUCCGUUAAUUUAUAAUAAUUUCAGGAUGAGGGAAAUAAUAAUAAUAAUCAUCGAAAUUCAUUUUCAACGCCACGCCGCCGUAUAGCAGUAAUAAUUAAUCAUCAUAUAUACUUGAGUUAUUUUAUUUUUUUAUUAAAACGCUUUGUUUGGACUAAAUUAUAAAUAUUUAUAUAUAUAUAUAUAUAUUAUACACCAAUAUCAUAUCUAACUUUUGUUUAAAUUUAUUACAGUUUAUGCAUUAGAAUAAUAUGUUGUUUAGUAUAGAGUAGGUACGUAAAUAUAUGCAUAAUAAAAAUCGUAAAUUAAUAAACAAUCGGUUUUUAUUUUCAUUAUUAUUAUUUAAUACUAUUGUACCUAAAUACUUUAAAUCAACGUAAUAUCAAACUAUUGUUCAUAUAAUGUACUUUAUAUACAAUAUUAUCAUAGGACACGAAAUUUAAUCACGUUUUUUUGUUUUAAUAUACGUAUGCACUUAACAAUGUAUUAAAAUAUAUAUUAUAUUAUAAUGGGUAUAGUAUACAUAAGACGAUUUCUGUAAUUUUCUUUUUCUUUUUGAUCACGAGUUUGAAUUUCAAUGUUAAAUAACUUUCGACUCGGAGAAUGCCAUAAUAACAUAUCGAGAUCUCAUCACGGACAAGAGUGCUCGUAUACAUUCGUUAAGUUAUAUAUUAUGCAUCCACAUCUGCAGUAAACAAUAAUGGUAUCCAUUUAUAUACGAGUCGAAAUAAAAUAAAACGAUUAUUUGUAUUAAAUACUGUAGUACGUAGGUAUUCGAUUUGUGUUAUGUAAGAAAAUUAUAGGUAGUAAAAUUAUUUUUUAGUGCGUAGUACCCAACACAAAUACGUUUAAAACUAUAGAAAACUGUAUGUGUAUUGUGUAUCCGAUUAAAUAUCAUAAUGGCGUAUACGUGUUUGUGUAAAUCGUACAACGCAAUAUACGUUUCUUUCGGUAUCCAAAUGCUAUUUUUGCCAUCUUUAUGGUAUAGGUACGCUUUAGGAUUUACAAAAAGGUAAACAACGUUUUUAACCGAUUAUUUGUAGUAAGUUAACGUUUUUAAAAAUCCGGGUCAUUUCGCUUAUAACGUAUUCACGUAGGAAAACGCGUCAUUUCGAUUUGACAUAAAAUCGUUGGUUUUUCCGUCGCGUAACUUCUGUAUAGGUACAGAGAGUUCGCUGUGUCGCAUUUCGGCAGAGUCCUGAAAAAAAUUGAUCGGGUGCACAUUACUACGAGUAAAGGAUAAACGAGAGAAGAGUUUUCGUCCUUGGGCGGCGCAAUAAAUUUAAAUGUGUAUACAUUUAAAAAUCGAUACGCGUGAGUCCGUGGAAUAUAUACCACGUGUAACCGAAAUAAAAUUGGUAUAGCAUUCUAUCAGCUAUACUACUGCGUACUAUUAUAGAAAAACAAAAAUUGAAAAAACACAACGUGUCGCGAAUGCAAAAUGCCCAUAAUACAUACAUGUUUAAUGCAUCAAAAUAUGUUUACUGCAAACUGUACGGGAUUACUCAUUAAAUCCGAACGCGUUUAUACUGCGAUUACACGAAUUAAACAUUCAAAUUGUGUGUUUUAUUAUUAUUUACAGUUACACUGGAUGCAUUUGAACUUCAUGUUUCAACCCGUAACCGAGUAUCGCUGACGCCAGAGCACUGCCACCAUGGUCAAGACGUUUCAGGCGUAUCUGCCAGACUGUCACAGGACGUACUCUUGCAUUCAUUGCAGGGCGCACCUGGCAAAUCACGACGAACUAAUAUCCAAGGUACGGUACUAGUGGUAAGUGGUGAUUUAACGGGGAAAAUUAUUUUGGACGACCAACAGAUAUAAUACAUAUUAUAGGCAGAGGUAGUAGGCGAACAUCAAGAGGCGGCGCAACAGACGAUAUAUUUUAUUAUUAAGCCACACAACAUCUGAAGUAUAGAGGAGGUAUAUACAAUCUGCGAAAUAUAAUUUAAUAAUAAUAAAAUUAUGACAAUAAUAAAUUAUAUACUCGAAUAUAUUGUGUAGAUAUAUUAUGUAUCUUAACGUCUGCGGCAACGAAAAAAGUCGCAUCUCUACUCGUCCAAACAGAUUAAAUACGAUUAGAUUAGAUUAGAUUAGAUAUAGUAAUUGAAAAAAGUGAGGGACGAAUGAUACGAUUUUUUUCGCUGUAGCAGUUGAUAUGAUAAGAGAUUAAAAGUCGGAGAAGUGACAUACCUUACCAUACCUUUUUCGUUGCGGUAGGCGAUAAUAUCCUAGUUAAAAACAUAGAAGAAUAUAUUAUUAUAAAUAAAAUUUAAGUAGUAUUUUCACGGUAAAUUAACUCAUUAUCCGUAUGCAUGUUUACAUUGUUAUCUGUCUGUUUAUUAUUUAUUUUAUUUUACUUGCGGGCUAUUAUAUAACUAAGAUAGUGUUUUAUACGCAUAUCUAUAUUUUAUUAUAUGCGUCUAGUAUGAUUAAUAUAGUUAGUCGUCGAUGAAAGAAUAUAUUUGUAAUAGUUCGUUUUAAAAUACUCAAGAUUUUGAUAAAAAAACAGGACGCGGGAAGGCCGCUGGUAUACAUGAGGAUAUUGAAAGUUAUAAAGAUAUAAGGUAAUUCAGUUUAUUUACUGAAAGUGACGAUAAAUCAUUGCAAUCAAAAAAAGAUUCAGAGUGUAGCUCGAUGAUCUACAGGUAAGGUCAUAGUAGACAUUGUGCUUUUUCACUUGUAAUCAAGAUAACCCAAAAAUUAAUAAAAAGAAAACUAAUGUAUCAUCGUGAUUUGUUGUAGAUUUUAAAUUUUUUAGAUAAACUAUUGGAAAUUUAGAAAAAUGUUUCCAUUGGACGAUAAAUCCACAUCUUUUAAGGUACAUUUUAUUAACCGAAAAGUGUUUUCCGUGUAAAAAACACAUCUUAUCGUAAAACUAUAAUAGCUUUCUCGCUACAUUCAGAAUCUUAAAACGGAAUUAACGGUGUAUACGAUUAUAUCUGUGUGUAAUAUAGAAACUACGGAUUCUUUGAAAAAUCAAUAAUCUGCAUAGUAUAGAGGCGUAGAGAUGUUAUGUAGUUUUUGUGUUCUGAUAGUUGAAAACCCAUAUAAGAGACAUUGAAAAUUAAAUUAUACGUUCCUUCUAAUAACAAGUGAUACAUUUUUAAAAAUUCUAUAACAUUUUUAAUCUCUUCAACUGCAGUCAUUUUAAUAAUCUCAAACCAACAGUAUAUUUAUUUAUUUAAGUAGUCGUGAACAAAAGAAUAAUUCGACCGAUACGAGCAUCAUGCAUCGUGACGUAUUGGUAUAAACUAAAACUUGUGUUUUUCUGGAAAUGUUUCGACCGGUUAAGCCGACCGAAAUUCAAAUCGUAAAUUCGUUUUUUUUCUCAUCCGAAAUUAUGCAAAGUGGGAAGAUAACACAUCGUUUACGUAAACGUAAAUAUUACAAUAUAAUAUUAUCAUGUAUAUAAUGCCUGAGCACAUAACAUUAUAAUAUAUUAUUUAAAGCCCACGGGUAUACCCGUUAUACCUACCUACGACGACUUGGCAAACGGAAAGGAAAAAAACUGAUACACGUGCGGUAUACCUUCGCAUAACAUAUCUUUGGUCCCAGGGAAGAAAGGCUUAAGUCAAGUUUUGUAUGAUUUUAAUUUUUCGUCUAAAUUUCAUAAUAGUGAUGUAUUUUCAAAAUUAAUCCAUUAGUGUAUUAGUUUACGUAUUCUCAAACUUUAAUUCGCUUAUAUUGGAAACUGUACAAAAUUGGCCGUUCUCCCUUGGGACCAAGGAUAUAUAGCUAAUAAUGUAAUAUUCUUUCUAUUAAAAUUGAUUGUCCCGAACUUCUAUUCUGUGUCACCUUUAAUAUUCCCUACCGUCAUACACGUUCAUCGGUUCCAUUCCAUGCUUCUUUACCGUCACCUAAUUACCUUCUCCAUUCUCCAAUUAUCCGUCAUACGCGCACCGCAAACACCAACUCUUUUUUUACAUUAACUUUUUAACUUACCUUCUUCAAAAUUAUUCAUUACAUUAUAAUAUGAUAUGUUCCUAUACUUAAACAUAUUUUAAAUAUUAUAUAUACAUAACUCGGGUUAGUCCUGUAACAUUUACAAAUAAAUAAAUAUUAAUAUUAUACGGUCGUUAUUUUAAUUAUUAUAAUUCAUUAUUUACUCUCCGGUCACUCACCGCGGCUUAUCCAAGCAGCCCUCCACAUCCAAUCUUUAUCCUCGCGACGACUCGAGCCUGACCAACGUUUUAUUGUUAACUCCUUUUUAAACGGUUUUCUGGACGUUCCUGAACUCCUUGAAAUAGUCCACUUUAGAUUUCCCUCUUGUCCCGUCCGUAACCCGAUACCUUAUUGUAUACCCCGUCAUACCACCUCUUACGUCAAUAUAGCCGUCCUUUUCAUACCAUGAUCAGACUAUAGACUUCUUGGUUCCUCAUUUUAUUUUUAAUUUUUUUUUUUUUUUCGUAGACUUUAAAUUGCGUUUCUGUCCCAUAUCUGUAAUUGCCGUUUGGAGUUUAUUUAUGUAAAUACAGUUUUUUUUUUGAAAAAUAAUACAAAUUGUCGGAGGGAAAAACCGUUCGCUUCUUCCUGUAUAUUAUAAUUUACGAAAUAAGUCGGCACUCGGUCUAUUAUAAUAUCUCUCUAGUCGCUACCAAACAAAACUCUCCGCUAUUGUACGUAUACACCGCGUUGAAUCCUAUCCGUAUUGCAAAACUUCUUAUCGUGCGACGUGUGCGGUUCUAACCGCGUAUGCCUAAGUCUUCGCCGUCGUAUAGUAUACGUGCGUUUAAUAAUAUAACCCACACGAAAUAAUAAUAAUAUUACGUUACAUAAACGCGCACACGUGCAGUGUUCGCUGCACCGAUCGCUCCCCUCGCAUAUUAUAAUCGGAUUAUACGCCUAGAAAACUGUUGUAUUUUUGUUCGUUUUUUUUUUUUUAUUCGCGCGGCGUUGCGCAAGUUCCACCGAAACCGCCGACGCGGUGCUCCGGUGACCCGUUAACGCGCCUAAUAAAAAACCCGACCGCGCGAAGAAACGUAAACUAAUGAUCACACAUAUUAGCCGGUCCCGAGCCCGUUAAAAUCGUUACCGCCGAUCAGAGAAGAAAGAACGGAGGGGGUAGGGGGAGGUAGAAACAAUAAUUCAAACGCGAUAAUUGCGUUUGCUCGCUCCGUAUCAGCCGCGUGGGCUUACGUGUAGUAAUAUUAUAUUAUAACACGUGUCCGCCGAGUCGACGACGGAGAACACAAAGAAGAAAAAAAAAAAACCUAUCCGUCUCCUCUGUUACUACUCCUCCGCGCGCUGCUGCAGCCGUGACGACACAGCCGCGCGGCGGCGGCAAUAGUAUUUUAAAGUUGUGUUCGUAGUCGUGUACGUACACAACGUACAUGAGCGGAGGCGGCGGCGCGGUUGUGGGUCAGAACCAGAGUUACGGUAACGGCUCCCGGGCUGCGACGUUACGCAAUAAUGUCCGUCGCGAGUCGCCGUCGAUCGCGCGUCCGACUCCCCCCUCCCCUCCUUCCCCCCCGUGGAAACGUUAAUUUCGUUAAUUCUCGUUUUUCCGAAUUCGUUAAACUCCGGAACCGGCGCGGCAGGGUGUUGGGCGAUCUGCGCGAUAUUUUUGUCCGCUCGUAUAGGCCCUCUGUAUAGACGUUACUUAUCGGUCCGCGGCAUUCGGGCUUUAUUGAUUUUUCCCAAUAAAUGGGAAAAUAUUGUGUAUAAUACUAAACAAAUAUUACUAAAGACAAUAUAUAAUGCAUAUGCAAUUUUUUUUGACCAUAAAAUGACGUAUACAUAUAUUGUUUAAUAUAGCAACACUAUCAACCGAAUUCCGCUCAGAAUCGCUUUUUCGUUCGACUUCUCAUCGAUAAAAGUGGCACACCCGUCCCAAUUAUCCUAGGACAAGCAUUUCUUUCAUUUUUUUUUUUUUUAUAAUAUUCUGCCCGAUUUCCAUAACCGAAUAAACACUAUUCGAAUACUUAGUUUUUUUUUCCUACAACCGAAUAGUUUGAACGCGAUCAACUAUCGUAUAGUAACUAUCUUAACUUCAAUAGUGUCCAUAUCACUGCAGUUUUAAACCCGUACCGUAUAAAAAUAUGUGUUUUUAUCCGUUUUUGAUUCUCGUGAUAUUUUAUACAGGUAUAUCUAUACCAUAAUUUUGCAUACAUAUUGGAAUAUUUUGUUCUUCCGUUCUCACGUUAUAGAAACAACAACCCCCAGUACGUUUUAACGACGAAGAAUAUUUUCUCCGGUUUACCGAGAAAUCGUGUUUUUGAAUAAUAAUAAAAAUAUUAAAUAAAACGCAUUCACGUCACAAUAUAUUCCGCUCGAAAGCUUUCUAUAUUUUAAUAACCGAACGGUGAUUUUUGGCGACGAAUCUCUAUUUUGUGUUUUUGUUUCAGCUGUAUUUUACCCAAACUUGAAUGCGCUUUUCCUCAAAGCGUUGCUUAUUGACGUGUAUAUAAAAUUAUACAUUUGCGAUAGUUCUUUCGCCCGGAAAAUUCCAUUAAACGACCGUAUUGCAACGUACAGGUAGUAUAGGUACGUGACGCGCAUUUUCACAAUAUUGUUAUAUUUAAGGGACACGAAAACCUUUAUAACGAAAAUUCUUUUUAAACUCGAUUAUAAAUUAUCUACGGAAUAAGUUUUUACAAUAUAUUAUAUAGGUACCGUUUUUUUAUUGACCUAUAUAUUCGAAAAAUACUAUGUUACUUAUAUUACUAUACAGUUAUAUAGGAUGUCCUACGAAGAUACACCCAUAGCAAUAUCUCCCAAGAUAAAGGUCUUGAGACAAACAAAUUCUAUUUUUUUUUUUAUUAAUAUAUAUUACUCUCAGGGUUAUCCACUUAACUUAAAUUGUUAUGUUUUAUAAAAAUCUAAAAAAAAUUAUUUUAAUUUUAUUAUUUUCGAAACAAUUUAAAAUAGCCAUUUUAUAGAGUUUAUUAUUCUGAAAAUGUUGGCAUUUCGAUUUUUUAUUUUCAUUAUAUUCAUGAUUUUUAAUUAUUUUUAUAGUUUAGAGAAAAGUAUAUGAAAUUAUCCAACAGGCUAUAAUCGCAUUGGCUAAUAAUUAGCGAAUGCAAUUAUUGAUUAUUAUUAUUAUGGCUAAUUGACUGUACACUUUUUUCUACGGAAUUUAAAAAGUUGAUACGUCAAAAUUUUCAGAAGAAUAUAAUAAACUCUAUAAAAUGGCUAUCUUCAAAUUUUUCAAAAAUUAUACGAAAACAAAAAAAAAUAAUUGAAAUAUACAUAUUAUGUGUAGACCUUUUACAUUUUACCUUUGAGUAACAUAAAAAAAAAAACAGAAUUUUAUCAACUUUAUUUGCUCCGGAGAUAUUUUAAUGGGUAUAAGAUGUACCCAUUCACACACGUGAAACACUUGUAUAGGUACCUAUAUUAAUGCCUUAUUUCAUUUUUGGUAAUUUCAGUAACUUUUAUUUUGACAUAGUUUUUCUUUCUUUUUUUCGUUCAUAUUGAUUAUGUUAUAAUUCCGUUAUUAUAAAAUCAUAUCACGUAAACUCAACUAAUAUUUUUCUCGCCAAUGAAAAUCUUCGUUUGCAAAACUUUCAUACAAUAAUUUAUAAUAUAAUAUUAUAUUAUAUCAACGCUAGUCUAUUUUGAAGUCUAUUCUAAUUUCCGCCGUUUUCAUUAAUUUGGAUAUACACCUAAAUUAUACGAAUAGAAAAAUAGUUAUUUAUUUCAUAAUAAAUGUCGUUGAUUUUAAACUAAAUCAAUAUUCUAAAAUCAUUGAUAAUAACACGCGUAAUAUAUUAUCUAAUAUGGCGUUCAUGUUCAUAAUAAUCGCGAGUACUUAUAUAUUUUAACCGUCAUUAGUAGGUCAUUCCGAUACUUAUAUUAUAAACUCAGUACUCUAUAUUUUAAUGCUAGAUUAGGAUUAUAUUUUACAAUCCGGACGAUAACCUUUUUAAAUAACUUUAAUUUUCUGAUCUAAAGCUCGAAAAAGGAGAAGAGUGAAUUUGUAUACUUACAAGACUGUAACUGGAAUUCAAAUUUGAAAAUCCAAAUGUAUUUAAUAUUAUACACUCAAUUUGUUCACGUUCAAAUGUACAUCAUUGCCCCUCCCCCCCCAAGUUGUGGUGUUGAAAUUUCAAAACAUAAUUCAAGUGUGUAAAUAUUUACCAAAUAUUGUUUAGGUCAUCAAAAUUACAAUAUUAUGAUAGCAGACAGGAAAUAUAAUAAUAUAAUAAUAAUUAUAUUUCCGAGGGAAUUUCGUAGGGUUUUUGUUUAAUCAAAAUAUACAGCUCGAUACAAAAGAUACAAAAACCUUUUUUUUUCUUUUUUUAAAUAACUUUAAUUUUUUAACUCAAAAAACACGUAUAACAUUCCCUCCAAAAUAUUGUUCUCUAUACAUUUCAUAACAUGUACUUUUACUCUAAAAUCAAUAUUAAACUAGUUUUACUUAUUUUCCGUAAGCAUUGUUUUUGCAUGUUACCCGGUAGUUGGACUGAGACAGUAGAUGCGGGUAUAACGUCUUCUUAAACAACGUUUAAGUAAUUAGAUAUAAUAUUAUCAGUGCAAUUGACUAAAGGGAUUUGAGUACGAGUUCAACUUUCCGUGUGUAUUGAAUUGUUGGCUAUGGCAAUUCAGAAGAGAUAAUAUAAUAUUUAAUUGUGAAAAACUCGACCUAUAGUAAUUAUUAUUGAAUUCAAUAAUACAUUUAUAACAAUUUAUUUAACCACUUGUAUACGUACAGGUACUGUAACGUAUAACUUCUGUUCUGGAUAGGUAUAAGUUGUCGUCCCGAUAUAAUAUAGUCUGCGUGUCGGAAAUUCAGGAUACCUUUCUCCGUCCGCGCAAUGAUACGAUUCGUCUUGCUAUUUUCACUGUUAACAUAAAACAUUAUAUUGUUUACAUACAUUGUUUCUCGUACGUGUCUCGAGUGUUCUGUGGGUACCUUAUCUAUAUAGUUAUAAUAAUAGGUACUAUUGUUGGCGAGCUCUUGUCAUACCUAUACGUACCUAUAUUAUAUAGAACCGUUCUCGUAUCGAUUUCUCGAGUUUUCCGUAUAAUUUAAUUGUAUACCGGUUAAAACUUUUACCUGGGUACUCGAUUUUUUUUUUCCUCGUCACAAUUUUAAAUAUCACCAAGUAGCUGUUAUCGUAAAAUAUGUUUUGUGAAUAUAUUAUAUCCGCGAUAUGCCAAGGACUGUUAUAUAGUAGUGUACUGACAUUUCGGUACAACGGUGGUGCACAUAAUAUGCUGUCUUUUAAAAAUAAACCCAAGAAAUAGGUCAAACGCCGCGGGAAUCUAUACUGGAGGUGGAGGUGGCACUUCACAUUUUACUGCGGUGUACGUCGUAAACAAAAUGGUUCUUAAUGUCUGCUCCGCGUAAAUGUGUUUACAAAAAGUCUGUUUUCUGUAGUUAACCUAAUUUUAUUAUUAUUAUUAUUAUUAUUAUUAUUAUUAUUAUUAUUAUUGUUAUUAUUAUUAUUUAAACUUCUAAUAAAUCCAUCGAACGCGCAUUUCACUAUAACCUACUACUCGUGAAUUAUGUUGACGUUUUUAAUAUUAGAACAUUUUCUUUUUCAGUUUUGCCAUUCAUAAUAUUCGUGAAAAUAUAUAUGGAAAGUUUAACUCGCAAAACCGAGAAUAACACCUAGAAUAUAAUAUGAUAUCAGUCGUGCAUAGAGUUACGAUGGAAAUGGUAACGCGUUUACAGUGUACUAUUACAACCACAGUAUUACUACUGUAUAUACAUCGGUGUUGUUUUUUGGUCUUGACGAUAAUAUUACGCUGUUAUUAUUGUUUUAAAACGCAAAACCUACUCGGUCAACGCGUUAGAUAGUAUUCGUACAAUCGUAAAACGACAAUGGAAUUAAUCACAAUAUUGUACAAUAUCACUAUUAUAAUGAUAUUAAAACACUAAUAUUCGAUUAUUAUAACGAAUAUUCAUCGAAAUUUGACCAUACGGCAUAUUAUUACGUACUCGUUAUAACAUUACCGUGCGGUUAAAUUUGGAAAAACUUCGAGGAGGUGGGGCCGUAGGGGACUAUAUUAACCAAAAAUCGAGUGGUGUUUCCGAGCACUAACUAACAACCACGGUUAUAAAUAUAUCUAUAUAACCGUGCUAAUAACCUAACCAAAACGAUCAGAAAAUCCACGGGGUCGACGCAACCGACGUUUUUUCUGCCGCACGCAUUUGCCAGGGCUUAAAAAAAAAAAAAAAAAUAUUUGCUCACAAAUUACCCGCUUAGUCCUACUAGGUAAUAUUAAAGUAAAACAGUCCGAUUUUAUACUGUCCAUUUUUAAUAUAACUACAAUAUAGUAGUAGUAGUAGUACUACUAUAACCUAAUUUUUAAUAUAUCUUGAAAAAAAAUACAUAGUUAAAUAUAUUAACAUAAUAAUAUGUUUUACAUCACAAGUUUAACAACUCUAUUUAUUUAGAUUCGAUCGAAAAUGUUGGAGGGUAAAAAAUUGAUACUAUAGGCUUCCGAAAAAAAAACACCCUAAUACACUAAUAACAACUAUAUUUAUUAUUUUCUGUAUUAUUUUUCUUAAAUUUUGUAUUUUCCAUUGAUUAUUUAUUCGUUCUACGUAUCACCGCGUUAUAAGGGGUUCGGAUGUUAAUGGUCGCUUCGUCUAUACAGCUGCACACAGCAAUUUAGACAUGACAAACAGUCCGAUCGAUGCACGUAGUGAGGCGAUAUGAACAAUGCCUGAAAACAGAUUGGGAAUUCAGCGUAUAGUGUACGCAUUAAGAUCGUUUACUUUUUUCGAAUUUAAUUUUCCCGCGUUUAACGCGAAGAUUUCGAUGUGCAAAAAAAAAAAAAACCAACAAACUGCAGUGAAAUAUUAAAGACGAGGGGCGGGCCCGACCGAAUUCAGACGCGUUUUUGGGAACACUGAUCGCGUCGCGAAAUCGACCGGGGACCGAUUGCCGGAAAUACGGGUCCGAAAACUGCGGUCGGACGAACAAAGGCAAUAAUAAUAUUAUCGACGCGCGAUCCCCGCCAUGCAAUUUACCGUUUUCGAUUGAAACACGCUCUCUCAUGUCCCGACCGAAUCGCGCGCGUAAUGUUUUUUUUUUUUUUUUUCCUACGAUAUAAUAAAAUAUCGAUUGCGGUCCGUUCGUAUAUUCCGGCUCGGAACGGUUUUGCGGGGUCAAACGCGUGACAAACCGCUCGGCGCUAUUAUAAUAAUACCACCGGCUGCAAAAACACGCGGCUGCGGCUGUGGCGUGACGUCACUGCGGCGCAAAACUUGCGCCCGUGUGUUGAUGUUUUUGUUCGUCUAUCGACUUGUUUGUAUCUGCGCAGUAUUAUUUUCGUGUAGCGUGCCCGCGCGCGGCCGUUUUCCGCGUCCGCGGCCUUUUCCGAACGCCGCCGGAGGUCGGUCCGGGCGUCCGCGGCCUUUUCCGAACGCCGCCGGAGGUCGGUCCGGGCGUCGCGGCGCUAAAACGUAAUGUAACAUUUUAUAACACGUAUAGAUAAUAUUUUGUUGCUCGUAACGAUUAUGCGAUAAUAUUAUUAUAAUAUAUUUAUAUAUAGCGUCGGAAACGUUAAUGUACGCGCCACGACGGACGCCCGUUAUGACGUUAUACGCGGGACCUUUGUCCGUUCUCACAGGAAAGGUUUUUUUUUUUUUUUUUUUUUUUUUUAUCUGUUUGUGUUCCUCCGACGUUUCGCCGACAAUGUUCCGAACGGACGGACGGGCCGGACUACUGCGUUUUCGCGCCCCGAUAAUUUCCCCGGUCCGCUUGAAAUCGAACGGUUUCCCGGAUACGCGCGGCGUCGUCGCGACGAAACGCCCGGUUUCUGGUUUAAAACACAUACGGUAACGAGACGAAAUAAUAUUCGUAUCGAUAUCGAACGCGCGUAAUAAACUUUUUGUUUUUUGUUUUUUUGCUUUUAAUCGGUCCGACGCGUAAAAAUAAUAGGCGCUCAGCUCCCGUUUCGCCAAAGUUACAAAUUACCACGGAUGGGCAACAUAAUGAAAAUAAUUGACUGUUGAGUUCAUUCAAUUGAAUUUCCUUCAGUUAAAAAAUUAACAAAGAAAAAAUUCAAUUCGAUAAGUUUCGAGUUAAGAUGGAAAAUAAAUACAUAAACAAACGAAUGCGUCAAUGAGGAGUAUUAUGAAAUGUGUAUUGUACGACCGGUUUUUAAUAUUUCCAAGUCCGUAUUAAUAUCAAAGCUUGUCAUUGUGAUGGUUAUUUUCUAUAACACGGUUAGCGAAACUUGAAUUAGGUCUUUUUUGUUUUAUCAUUUUAAAGUCAAAAUGGAAAUCAAAAUUAAUUAUACUCAGUUAUAGGAAAAAAUUAAUUUUUUUUUUUUUUUUCAAGCUACGAUAUCCACGCCCAUAAAUCGCCCUUGUCUUUUGAUUUACACGAUAAUUAUUACAAUAUCAACGAUAAUACCCAGGUACCCACCAACAAUUAUUGUUUCGAUUAUGUCGUUGUCCGGUCCCAAUACGUUCACCGUGUCCGCCGUCCAUUGGCUGCUGUUACUAAUCACAAAUUCACAAUCGUGUUUUGAAACAAUAAUAAUUCGACGAAAUGGGACGGCGGCAAUGUAGGAUUAAUUUUGCCGCGGAACGGGAUAGGCACGACGCACGUUAUUCGUCGGUUUUCUCGGUUUCCACCGCGAAACAUUCGUCGUCCGCCACAACGGGAAGUGACCCAAAUUUUUUUCCGGGACGUUAUUGUUUUGCCCGUUGGAAAAGGUUUGAUUUAUCGCCGCAAAACACCUCGCGAAAAACGCGCGUUCGUUUCGCCAUUAUGUUACGUUGUAUAUUAUAAUGGUAUACAUAAAUAUUUAUAUUAUCGUUUCGAUUGCGUCGUCGAAUAACAUUCAUAAUAUUAUUAUUAUUAUUAUUGUUACUGCAAAUAUUACGUUUGUCGUAUUUUUCCUUUUUUUUUUUUUUUUCAACUACUUAUUAUAAUAUUAUUUGCUGUGUGCCGAUAGUAUUAUUAUAAUUUUUUUUUUUUGUCGACCUACAAUUUUAUUUUAUUGUUUUACGACGUUUUUUUAAAAAAAAAAAACUCUGAAUGUUUGAAUUAGAUAAACGCCACACUACGUAUCAAAACAGAUUGCACAGCCGAAACAUCGUACAGAAUGAUAUUAUUGUUAUUACUAUUAUGGUUUUAAUUUGUUCAAACACUGUGAAAAAUAAAAAAUAAAAAAUGUGCAUGUGCAAUUGCACGCGUUAAUCGUCCGAUCGGCGUCGUGUAUAUGUUACGUACACACGUCAUAAUCGUCGUAUUAUUAUUAUGUGUGUACCAACAAAGCGAUUUUUUUUUUUCUGUGUUAGUCGAUUUGCCGCGUCUUUUCCUUCGAUUCGCUUCCUCGAGACUAAUAAUUAUAAUAAUACACGCAUAAUAUUUAUGGUGACCAGACGUACUCUUUUUCGUAGGACAGUACUCUUUUUUGAUGCAUUGUCUUACACGCCCUUAACAAUGUAGUGUAAUUAAGUACACGCGAUCGUACUCACUUUUUGAAAAUAUUAUGGGCUAAUACGUGUUUAUGAUUAUGCAUAAUUUGAUUAUUCACUUAUAUUUUAAUAUUUAAUCGUUCGACCUGAUGCAUUCCAAACGUCUGUGUGUGACCGACAACGGUUGUAUUUAUUUAUUUAAACGUUUGCCUUUAAAAAUUAAUUUAAAUAUGUAUACGUUAAUUUUAUUUAAAAUUACUAAAAUUCCAAUGUAUUUUCAUCAAAGAAAGAUACACAAGUCAAAUGAGUUGACAUUUUCAAGUAAUUCGUUUUUAUGGUUGAUAGUAGAAAAAAUAAUAACAGAGUAAUCAGAUAAUAAUAAAAAAAAAUGUACAUAGAUGAGCUAUGGGCAAAAUGGGUAAAGUAUAGUAUACGCAUUGGACAGUUCUUUCGAGGAAGAGGGUUUUUUUUUUAAUAAUGGAGGACCUUAAUUAUAAAAUGUACAUUUUAUUUUUUUGAGUUUUAUAUCUGGUCACUGUUAUAAUAUUAUACGGAAACAUAAUAUUUCGAACAAUGCGCUCGGUGCACUAACUCCGACCGAAAAGCCGUUUUGAUAAAAAAAAAAGGACCCGGAAUCACAUGUUAUAAUAAUAAUGUUUAAUAAUCUUACAAAUUACAAUAUUGUUAUUUGCAUGCGUAGCCGUAUAGAUUUUCGUUAAAAAUUAAAAAAAAAAAAAUGAUCGAUCGUACUCCAAUAAUAAUACGAGCCUAUAAGAAAACCAAACAUUUCGUAUUUUAUCUUUUUUUUUUUUUUUUAAUAUUAUGUAGCCGUACGUAUCACAACGAUAAAACAAAUGAUAGUUACCUACAACAGUCGUGUUUUAGAUAUCACAAUGGAUAUUCGUGCGCACAUGUGCGCGUUGAUAUUGUUUUUAUUUUCAUAUGAGAGUAUAUCUGCGCAUAAAUAUCGCGUUUAUCACGAACAUUGUUAUUGUUGUUUUUUUUUUUUUUACUUUUAUAACGUAUAAAUUGACGUAACAUUUUAUUCGUUUUAUUUCCGAGCGCAGUAUUGAUAUAAUUGGGUAUGUAAUGCAAAAUUUGCCGUACGAUUUGUUUUUUUCCGUCCGUUCACGACUUUUCUAUUAGAAAUAUCGCUCCGAAUUUCUAGUAUACAGCGUAUUUUCUAAUAUAGCAUAUUGCAUCUAUAGUUGAUGCGUUGGGAGGUUGUUUUUUUUUCAAUGUAAUCGUAGAGACCUGAAAUAUUCACAAAACACGUUCUGCAGAUAUUGUACUAUUCUGAACGUGGUAAAAUUUUCAACAAAUUGGCGAUUUGACAUUUUCUAGGUUUUUUUAGUGUUCAGUGUUUAUUUAGUUUCGUGUGAAUAUUGAUGGUUUUGGCCGAUCAGAAAUGCUAGAUUUUACAUGGAGUUCAUUAAUAGAAAUACAAUUUAGCGUGAUGCAGUUGUUUUUUUAAAGCUAUUUUAAGUUUAAAGUUUUUACGGAAAUCAGCUUUUUUAAUUGAUUAUUAGAAAAACUAUUAGCAAUCUAGAAAAAUUGAUUGAAUAUAGAGUACCUAUCACCGAGCGGAAAAUUGAUACGGCGUUUAAAAAUCUGAUCAUUUUUCCUAACCGAAAAAAGCGUUUUCUUAAAAACAAACAUAUUCACUGUACAGAGUGAGCCAUUUAAGUAAGUACACUAUUGAUUUCUCGGAAAGUGUAUACUUUUUGAAUUUUUUUUUUUUAUGAAAAUUUAUAAACAGCUGUUCUAAAAUUUAACUUUCACGUCAUAUUUUUUAUAUUUAUAUCGGAGGAGAGUAGUGGAGCAUCAUUUGUAUGGCGUGUGGCGUUCUAAUAACGUACCACUAUUCUCCCCCGUACCAAACUGAAAAGUGAAAUAUCUCGUCAACGAAUUGACGGAAAUCAAAAAUAAAAACACUAAAUCUAAUUUAAUCUAAUAGUCCAUCUGUUUAUGGGAUUUUUCAAUAUAGGUUGCCAUUUGAAAAAUCAAAUGUAGGUUGUCGUUUCGCUCUCAAAAAUUAAAGUGAAUUAAAUUAUUAUGAAUGUUAAAUUUUAGAGCAGCUUAUUUGUUAAAUUAAAAAAAAAAAAAAAAAUGGAAAAAGUACCUAAAUACUUUUCGUCAUAUCGAAUGUGCCCACUUAAAUGGAUCACUCUGCACAUAUUUAGAAAUACUAAAAUAUAGGAGACAAUACUAGAAAACAGGUGCGAAUAUACUUCGAACGCCUAUGGUAUAACUGUGUAACUAUAUGCGACUAUAUGUAAAACCAUAUGUAUAUUAUAUAAUAUUAUGGGCGAUGUUUCGAAACGUGCUUUAUUUUAAAUUGUACUUAUUAUCUAUCAUUUAUCGGAACAAAACAAAGAGGCGCACAUUUGAUAACGUACGACAACACACGUCGUUGAGUUAUAUUAUUAUUUUUUUAUGUAACCUAUAUUUUAAAUCGUAAUUGAAUAAUCGUAUUUUCCAUUUGAUGUGUUGCUAUACACUUGUAUAGCAUCACGUCAAUAAAAAAUUGUGUCAUAAUAAUAUCGUAUCUUAUCUCCUAUAUUAUUAUUAUUAUUAUUAUUGAACUUUGCGGUCGUUAAGUUAUUAUUAUUAUUAUUAUAUUAAUAUUAUUGGUUUUUGUGUAGCGUACAAAACUAUAUACUCGUCCGCGAGGGUAAUUACGACAAUGAUAAUAUUAUAAUGAUUAUUAUACGGUGUUGUCGAUGAUAAUGAUGAUGACAAACAUGGCAAUAAUAAUAAUAAUAAUAAUUGUAGACGUUACGAAAUUUUCCGCGUAUCGAUUAAUAUUUUGUACACGACCGCGUGGUACAAUGAUUAUAAUAAUAAUUUAGGUUCAAUCGAUGUUUCUCGAGAGUAUGCAUGCAUAAUAUCUGUAUAGUAGUAAAACAUUAUAAACGUACACUACACAUGUAUAUGUGUGUAAAAAAAAAAAAAAAUUGAAAAAAAUCGACUAAUACAAAACAGCAUGUCAAUUAUAUAUAUUAGCCACGCGUGCAAUACUAUUAUUGUUAUAAUCAGUGACGUAAAACGGUCAUAAUUUCUGGUAACGCGGUGAAAUAUUUAAUUAUUCAACCCACCGAUACACCGAAUUUCUCGGUGAAUGCCCCCUGCCUAUAAUAAUGAAUUAAGUUCUGUCUCUAACAAUAAUUUUUUUUUCCUCAUAAAAAGCAAAAAUGAAAUCGUGUCGUUUUUGCAGCGAAAACUUAAUUGAGUCGUUACCAAACAUUAUGUUUUAGUAUGGGAGGUGAGCAUAACAGCGAACAGAUAAGACCAGCGGAUCGAAUUCACGCGAUUCGGGUUGAUGUACUCGUUCAUUUGUAUUUGCCGCGCUCGUGGUCCCCGAACCAUAAAUUUAUAUCAUCACGAAAAUAGCAAUUUUUUUGUCGUUUGAAUGUUUAGGCGCUUUCGAAAAUAGAAAUUAAAAAGACGGAUACACUUCGCACGAUGGGCGGGCCACUGUUGUAGGUAAGAAGUUGGAGAGGUAUAGAGGGGAACUUUAAAGUACAUCUGUACGCAGCGAUUAACCAAUUGCUAACGAAAAAUGAUUAUGACCCGAAUUCGGUUAAUAGUGUUGCUUUUUUAACAAUACAUAAUAUAUAUGUACGUCAUAUUAUGGUAAAAUAAUUACAUAAUAUUACAUUAUAUAUUUUCUUUAAUAAUAUUUGUUUAAUAUUGUACCUAUUUCCUCGUUUUCCCCCAUUUAUUGGGAAAAUUCCUGGGGAAAUCAGAAAAUUUCCCCCCUAAAGUAUCACCCCAGUCAGAUUUCAUUUCAGAACAAGUGUUACACUUAAAAAUCGGAGCAAAAUUGUCGGUAGAAAAGUUGUGCGCAGUAAAAAAACAAUAAAUAAAAUAAACAUCAUUCAAAAACCAAUACAUUGCUCGCUCCGUUCGGAAUCUAAAAUGUAUACAAUUCAGUAUAUUGUACAAAAUGUUCGAAAUAUUAUUCCGGUGUUGCGGGAAGACAAUAGUGCAGAGCCUCCACAACCAAGAAAUGUGGCCGGUGCAAGUGGUCCAUUUGUGCAGGCCAAUUCACGCCACCGACACUUAUUAUAUUGUGGUGCUCGUGAUCAGUAGAGCACGCAGGAUUUUUUUUUCGGGAGGGGUUGUGUUUAUAGCAAUUUCCUAAAGAGAAAAUAGCACAUAUUAUCAGUACAGUACUAUCGCUAUUAUUGCCGAAUGAACGAUUUUCGAUGAAAUUAAAUUGUAUUUUAUCCUGUGGUAUAACAUAUACCAGUCUGUUGUUGAACGUAACACUUGAUUUAAAAAAAAAUGCAGCGAAGGAAGAAAUUCCGGGGUGGGAGGGCUUGACCCCUCCCCUCUCUGUGUGCGCCGCUGCUCGUGCAGGUGAAAACACUAAUUUAUUAUAAUUUAUAAGCGCUGUGUUUGCUUGUCAUUCGAAAGCGUUAGUACAUACUGGGCAGCUUACUCGGGCGAUUUUGCCGUACGCGUCCAAAAUGAGCGAAGCACGUUUGGAACGUUCGGGCCACUAACAAAAAUGCGACCCGUUUGAACCAAUACUUUUAAAUGUCUAUAAAGGCUCGUUAAAUAAACGUUCGGUUAAACUACGAAAACUAAUUUUUAAAUUGAGUGAUAAGUAAAUUAUUUAAGUUUGCAUACAAUUUGUGUGUAUAAAUUUAUUUCAAAAACGUACCGAAAAUCCAGUUAUAUUAAAUGUAUACCUAUAUCGAUUAUCUUUAAACGACAGAUAUCUGUGGAUCGGGUCGUUGUACACGAUAAUAUCGCACAGAUAAAAUACUACUAUAUAAAGGCACGCUCAAUGAACGUUCAUUUAAACUAGUGUAAGGACGAUUAUGGUCCGAACGGGUCCUGCCCGUCCAAAAUAUCGUAUCACAACUCCCGGUCGCGUACUCGUACAGUUUAUAAUAAUCGGUAUUAUUGUUGUUAUUGUGGUUAUUGUCCGCGAAGAGGACGGCGGCUCGGUCGUACACGGACCAGCUCUUCCCCGCCACCUGUCACGGAUCUCCGCGCGUUCUAUACUAUCACCCGAUCCACGGUGUUCGCCCGUCGUCGUCGCCACCGGCUACAUUCGCUUUUCCCGGACCCAAUUCGACCGUGGAUUUUUUUUUUUUUUCUCUCAACCGGUCGACCUCCAACUCCCGUUACCCGAGCCCGGCCGGGAUUGCUCAAUGAGGCGGAGGAGUCAAAUAUACAGAAAAAAAAAAAAAACCCUCCGCCGGACGAACAUUGCGGAUAUGUUUUGUACGGAUCGCCGCUGCUACGGAACAUAAUAUUAUACCGCUCGCGGGAUACGUCGCACCGCCGUAGGCGGAAAGUUUGGAAGAUAAAAUAUCUGUUAUGAUACACGGUAACUGUAGGUACGCGACGACGGUGAGAUAUCCGAAUGCGCACGUUUGUCCCUUUCGGUAGCCCGAUUGCGUACGUUUGUACGACUGCGUACGAUUUCUGUAACUGACCCUAAAAAUAUAUUACGAAUGCGUAUAAAAAUGAAUGGAACGUUGCCAGCAUCCACAACUCAGUUUAUUUAUUGUAAGAAUACAAUUGUUAUACGAACGUAUAACAUACGAAUUUAGGUUAUAUUUUACCAGGUACUAUUGAAAUAAAACCAAUAGUAGUCAAUUAAAAACAAACAUAAUUUAAUAAAUUACAAUGUAAAACCUUGGUAUUGAUAACCAGUCCCUGCAGAAAAAGUUGCUAUACAUUACCAUCUAUUUUAGAUUGAGAAAAUAGAUGGUUAUAUUACAUGGCGGUUAUUUUUUUGGAUAACUUUAGUGUUGGAAUAGUAGUAAUGGAAAUAUCACAAUUACGUUUAACAAACUUUGGGUACCUUAAAGGUUAGUUAAUCAAAGGUUUUUCCUAAAAUAAAUAAAUUUACAAAUUGUUCACAAAUUUCACGCUAACGUGCAACUGCAACGUUGCAUUAAAUUUGGGUAGGAAGAACGUACGCAAUCGUAACGUACCCCGUGAUGAUAGUAAAUCGUUGCGGACGAAAAACGAUUCUGAACGAAAUUCGGUUAAUUGUGUUUUUUAAAUUAAGUCAACAAACAGAAAACUGUAUUAAUUUGAACCAAUUAAAAAAUAAAUUACUUUUUUGUUUACGAUUACCCCAUUGUUUAAAAUCGUAAACACGCCACUAACAUGAACAUUUAUUUUUUCUAGAAUUUAUAUUAUGUAUACAUAACUAAAAAUAACAUACUUUCGAGAUCACAUCUGAAAUUUUAAAAAAAAAAAACCAUAUACUGCAGUAUUAUAUACCUUAUACCGGCGGACUUAGUGGCGUUUUUUUGGCUUUUUUGGGGGGAAUGUCCUGACUCCUGGCAAUACUUUUUCUCCACAAGUAUUAACAUAGCUUCAUCAUGAAUUCAUACCUGAUUAUAAAAUACCUUAAAACCUUAUAAGUUGUAAUUUGUUGUGAACAAAUUUUAGGAUUGCUACUUAAAUUUUUGAUUAUUUUAAAAUUAUGACAGGAAUAAAGUAUAAACGAUUUGACUGAAUAAAUUAAAACUAAUUUAACACUUAAAUUUACUGAGUAAUUUCCCAUAUCAGUUUAGCUGAUUUUGUAUAUUCGUAUAUUCACUAUGUAUUCGUGUAAUACACAUAAACCUAAUAUUUUUAUCGUUUGGUAAUCCAAUUAUUAUUAAUCCAUGAUAGAAAUGUUCAAAGCAGUUUUAAAAUAUUUCGUCAUUCGUCAACAAUAUUUUGCGAUACUUCAGUAAUGAAUAGAAAUAGAAAAAAAUAUUGGGGGUUUAACCCCCAGGACACCUCCUCCUAAAUACGCCAAAGGCCGGCGGUGGUUCUACAACUCUUUUUUUAUCCAUGGCACCUUUUGGGUGUUUUAUAAAAAUAAAUUUUUAUCGAUCAGGUAAUUUCCCCAAUUAUAAUUUAAAAUAUCUAAACCGGGAAAACAUUUCACUAUAAACCCGUCUCCAUACGGACAUUGAACGCUCCGGCACUAAAGUUAGGUAACGUUUCCGGAAUUUUCUGUUCCAAAAGUUAGUAACGGACGAAAAAUGUCUAAUUGAUUUCUGUGUACCCCCAUUUUCUGGAUAUUUAAUUUAUCUUGAAUUAUUGCUCUUAAAUCUUAAAUAACUAAUUAUUUUAUAAUACCGGAGGCUGUUGCAAACGGCCUUUGUAAUUUUAAUAAGUGCAGACAAUAGGUAUCUGAUAUAUGGAUUCUUUAUGUUUUCCAUGAUUUCGAGGCUCCCCUAUAGGCUAUAGUAGAAGUUCCUCGGUACUCCGGUUGAGAAUCACUGCCUUGUACGCUAUCGAAUAUUGUACAAUGUAUAGUUUUAUUUUGAUUUUUUUACUUACCGACCGUACAAGUGGUGGACCGUGUUCUUUAAAAUCCGGUUUGUGUGUUUCAUCGUUCGUCUGCGGGUAGAUACUUAAACCAUAUAAGCCGUCGAAAAUCAUAAUCAACGAUACCUAUUAUUAUACGAGUACCCAUAUCACGUGAAUUCGGCGAUUUGUAAAGUCCGGUAAUUAAAACGACCGUAAAUAAUAAGGGGAUGAAUAAAUCGGCACGAUUAGGAGAAAAAAAAAACCUAUCUCGGCGUUCGUUUCAAUCCACGAACACUAAACUAUUAUUAAUUAUCCCGUAUAGUCAUCGUUCGAUGAAAAAACACCCCUCGUUUCUGCACCGUGAACAAAUUCGUAAUAAACUGAAAAAAUCAGAUUUCCCCUAUAGGUAUAAUUAACGCUACCGUUCGAUUAUAAAAAAGGCUGAGUGACAUUUUUCCAAUUAUUCAAAAAAAAUCCACUCCUAUGGACUUUGAUUUGUUUUUUUUUAUUCUUUUACAUUAUAUAUAAAUAUAUGCUUGUAUUCGAUUAAUGAAAACCGAUUGAAAUGCAUACGGUUUGAAAAAAUGACGAAUAACUAUUGAAUUACGCCGAAAUUUAAUUAUCACAUGUGGUGUACCUUUGAAAUACAUGUAUACAUGUCCAUUAAUCAAAUCCAAAAUUAAAUUAAUUCGAAAUAUAUUGAACAUUUGUACACCGAUUUUAUUCAUGUCGAUCACGUCUCUAUAUAUACAUUCUAGCGUAAAUUGAUUUAAAAUUACUUAUAAUAAUUCAUUGUGGGGUUUUUUUUCAAUUAUUAAUUUUCGCCGUUAUUAUAUUAUAGUAACAACCAUAGAAUUUAUUCAUUUUGGUAGGUAGUUUUUUUUUCCUUAUAAAAAAAACAUGACCGAUCGUUUAGUUUACCAUCUUUGUAUUAUCCGUAGAUAAAUGUUUACUCGUGUAUAAAAUGACGUCAUAAUAUAUAGUACAUAUAGGCACACCCGGAAAGUGUCGACGAUAUUGGAUUUUCACGACGUCUAGCUAUCAUUAUCAUUAUGAGACUUAACGAGCUGCAUAAUAUAGAUAAUAAUAUUAUGACAUUAUCGGACGUAUCGAUUCGAUGGACUGACGAAUAAAAUAAAUAUUUAUUCAAAACGUAUAUUACAUUACCUUUAUUUUAUUUUUAACGGUGUAGUAUUCUUAUCGCCGGUGUUGAUAAUAAAUUCGAUAACGUGUGAUGUUUUCCGUUCUCGUAUAAUAGGUACAACAUGACGGAUGAUUGUGUUAUUCAGUGUACAUAACGUUAGUGCCGCUUCAACUCGGCUUGAAAAGUGAUUUGUUACAAUGUAUGUAAUAAAUAAUAAUACUAUAAUAGCGUAUAAUAUGCCCGGACUGAUUACGAACCGAGUAUUUAUCCGCUGAUAAAAAUAUGGAAACCGAGAUAAAACGUUCGUACACAAUAUAAUGACAUUAUGGUCUCGUACGAAUAUGUGGGUACCCGAGUCACGAUUACUUUUUUAAACUCGUGUACCUGUACCGACUAUACUUUCAGAUGGCAUUUGGGUACCCAUUGUAUAAUGUUUAAAAUAUGUUAUGAAGGUAAAAAAAAAAAACAUUAAAUUUGGUGUAAUCCGUCUCUCGGUGAUAUAUUUGGAAGAACGCGUCUUAUACAAGUCAAAUUGUCCAGCGUAAUAUUGGUAUUAUGUUAACGCUAAUGUAUAUGAACAUUUUUUUUUUUAAGGAGGUUUUCAGUGUCAAAAUGGACACACAGUUAAGUUAAUUUGACACGCCUGUAGUCACAUUUGGCUUACUGUGUGACAUGUGUUCAUUAAAAGAAAAACAAAUGGUUAAUGAUUGAAUUCAAUUUUCUAAUAAAAUAUAAUAUUUUAUAUAGAAAUUGAUACUAUCACAGCUGGUGGUGGAGAAACUGGGGAAAAUCCAAAAAUAUAUUGGAAGGUUUGGUUUAUUUAUUAGUUCGUAGACCUUUAUUAGAGUAAAUGGUAGUGAACACAUCAGGGGGUAUCCACUGAAAAAUAACUUGGAAAUUAUAUUCGCGGUUGUCCGACAAAUAAUUGGUUACAUACUAACAAUAAAUCGAAAUACGUUUUUGAAUACCGUUACCAUUAAUUUAAUUUAAAACUAUUAAUUUAAAACCAUAAUAAUAUUGUUUUAUGUAAACCCAUGUGCACUCGGUGUUUAAAAUGUGUCAAAUAUCGAAAUGCCUGCCCGAUUUACAAUCCCAAUAGUUUUAUGGUUAACCUUAAGUAUAAAUUGAAUAUCCGAGUAUUAUUUAAUGUAAUUAUUGGAAUAUCGAUACGCUUGUAUGUAAUAAUAUUUGCUCAGAAGUUUAAAUAGUUUUAUUUUCUAUUUUUAUUUCAGUCUUUUCAAGGCAGUCAAGGAAGAGCAUAUCUUUUUAAUUCUGUGUAAGUACAUAUUAUUAUUAUACACCGACUUACAAUAAUAUUGUCCUUGUUUGUACCUUUGAAAUAAUAUAUCGAUUAAAAAUAAAUUAAGUAUUUCUGAAGUCCGAAGUUUUACUCGGCAAUUUUUAUACGGGACGUGUAUGUACACCCCCCUCCCACCUUCAUUAUCGUUCAAUAAAAGGUAAAUAUUCAUUUUUAUAUUCAUUUUCCCGUUUAGCGUAAACGUCGGUUGUGGGCCAGCAGAAGAAAGGAUUUUGUUGACCGGACUUCACGCGGUCGCCGAUAUCUACUGCGAAUGUUGUAAGACUACCUUGGGCUGGAAAUAUGUAAGUGUACCUCAUAUUAUUAUUAUGUCCACAAACCACGCGCAAUAUAUUGCUAAACAAAAAAACAAAAAUAUUUUGCAAAACGAAAAUUUAAAUUUCAGACUCGUAAAAUAUGUAUAGUUAACAAUUAAAUAAGAUGUUGAAUCUAUAUAAUUCUAUAGUAAAAUAUAUACAGUAAAACCGCGAUAAGUCGAAAUAAAUGCCGUUCCCUUGCGAAAACCUCGAUUACUCGAAAGAAAAACAUUAAAUACUUCAAAAAUUCUGUGUUCCGAAUGUAGACAGAUAAUUUUUAUAACCAUUUGUCUAAUCAGCUUGCGCGUCCUAUAAUUUAACCUAAUAACCUGUUACAACACAAUUUUAAAAUAAUAAUAACAAUACACACUAUAAUUAUUUUUACAUAAUAUAUACUGUGUGAUAAUUAAAAGCUAUGAUACGUACAUACAUUUUAAAAACUCUUUAAGUCGAAUUUUUUUUUCCUAAAACUACAUUUCCCUUGAAUUCUGGCCUAUUGAUGUUCCACUGUACAUAAUUUUUAAAUUUAACGUUUAACUGUUUCGAUUUUUCACAGCUCAUAUUAUAUUUCCAACGUAGAAUUAAAUCUAUACAUCCAUUAGUUUGUAAUAAUAUAAUGUACACGAUGGACCCUAUAAUAUCGUUAGGUGCGCCGUGUGUUACAGGAACACGCGUUCGAGUCCAGCCAGAAGUACAAGGAGGGCAAAUACAUAAUCGAAAUGGCGCACAUGAUCAAAGAAAACGGCUGGGAGAGUCCACCGAAGAAAUGAGUGUCAUAGACCCUGUUCCGUCCCUUUCUCGUCCCGUCCCCUCCACGAACAUGCACCAAAAAUAUCCUACUCUCUAUUUUUCUACCACCCCCUCCAUUCUUCCCUCCCCUCCCAUUUUUCGUACACCCCAAUCUCGCCCAUUAACCCUAUCAGCCCACUACUCGCGCCGCUGUACAUUUCUCCGUUUCGUUUGACUUCCGGCGUGUUUCUCACCGGACUUUAUCGUUGCUUCUUCAUCAUGUCCGUCGCUUCCGCUUACAACGUCGAAUUUUCACCGCCUUCGCUCACGUGUUUGCAAAAUGUGUUUUUUUCGCCACGGAAUGACACGAUAUGACGAGAGAGGCAAAACCCACUACUUAUGACUUAUUACAAAUAUAAAUACAAGGUUUGCGAUGUUUUCGGCGGCGAUUUAUUGUAAAUCGUUUAACGCCGUCCGCUUAGACAGAGAAUCCAACGGAAAACAAAAAAUAAAAAUAUGUGUAUUUAAGUAUGGCACUACGCGGUGUAUUAUAAUUUAUAAUACGUACGGACAGACGCGAUCAUCGACAACGGAGGGAAUUCUCAAUUAAACGGCCGAGUCUGUGCAACGUUACGUAUGUACUAUAUUAUUAGACUGUUGGCUGCAGUCUUAUGAUAAUAUAUUAUGUUACGUUAUAGUGAUAACUAAUAUUAUAUUAAUUGUAAAUGGUGUACCUAUCUAUAUUUUAAAAAAAAAAAAACAAAAAAAAAUAUGUUAUUAAGUAUAAUAUAUAUUGUGAUAAUGUGAUUUUAAGAGUAGGUAUAUUUUAUUAAGUAUAAGGUCGGCUCUGUAUGUAAUUCAAUUACAACGAAAACAAAAUUAGAGAUACACACCUUUCGGGAGGCUUAUUUUUACUACCUAUAUAGAUAUUAUAUAUUACAAUACUAUAUGACCACAAAAACGAGAUUUAUCGAUUUUUUUCGUUGAUAUUUUAUUAAAAUAGUGAAAAAAGAACAAAAAAAAAAUUUAAUUUUAUAUAAUAUUUUGUGCUGUAAAAAAAAAAAAAAAAAAAAAAAAUUGAUACGCCUGUAUUUUAUCUUUUUAACCUGUUAAAUGAUAUAUAUUAUGUAUUAUAAUAAAAUAGGCUUAAAAUACAGAUAAAUAUAAUAAUAACUAUAUUUUCAACAAAAAAUAUAUUAACACAGGGUUUCGUUUUGAAUAAUGUUAUAAUUUUCGUUGUAUUUUGAUUUCGUUCGUUUUUCUUUAACAAUUUCGAUCAGCCCGCAAUAUUGAAAGGUGUAUGAUUCGUUUUUAUUUUUUUGUAUUAUUAAUUUUAUUAUAAUUGAUCGUGUCGUAUUAAUAUUCGAUUGUUUGCCAAUAAUAUAUGAAUUAAACGUUAAAAAAAAAAAAAAACAUCCAUUAGUACAAAUUAAAAAUUAAACUUCUUGAUUUGCUACAGACACUACCAAAUUCCCGAAAACGUGUGACACAAUAUUAAAAUUCGUGAAGUUUAAAAUCGUUAAUCCGUGAUAUUUUUUUUUUUUGUGGUCAACUUACCUCAUGUUUAUUGUACAUUGUAUUCGUUGAUAGAUACAGUACUUUUAUAAAUAAUAAUACACAACAUUCAAUUCUUAACAUUAUACUUAUAAUAUUAUUAUCUCGUACAAAUAUCUAUUAUUUUAUGUACCUAGAUUUUCGUGAAUUUUACAAAUCGGAGUAUGCUGGGAGACACGGUACAUGACGAUUUUUAUCACAGACCUAACUAUGUCAUUAUCAAUUUGAAUUAUAUAUUAUAUAAGUGAAUACCCUGUAUAAUUUGUGUGAACUACUUCGCACUUUGGCGACGAGAUCAUAAAUAAUAUACUAGUUGUAUCUAGGUAAUUGAAUUUUAGCGCGUUCUUUCUAGGUAUAGUAAUGCAUAUAAGUCAAAUUAUAUUAGAUAUUUCAAGAGCCAAAGUAAUUAAUAAGUAUAAUAGAAAUACUGUAUCCGCGAUACAUAAUAAUAAUGUCACCACGGUAUUAUUUACAUUAGUUGGUUUUUUUUUUUUAUAUAAAAUUGUACUACUUUAAUUCAUUGUACUUAAACCAUUCGCUGGUCUCAAAAUUAAAAAAAAAAAAAAAAAAAUAAUCAUUAAACUCUGAAUCCAACACGCUAUAAUAUUAUGUUAGGUAGUAGGUCCUAAUUUCAAAACUUCCAUUUUAUUUUUCAUCGACUCGAUUUUUUUCGACUAUAUAAUAUUAUUAUUUUGUAUUUUUUUUUUUUUUAUUAUUAUUAAAGUUCCUGUGAAAACAAAAAAAACUUUUCCACUUGUCCUUGACAAUACUGAUCUCAAAAUAUAAUAAAAAAUAUUACCUAUAAUAUGAUUUAUUAUAUUUUUAACUAACAGAACGGCCGGUGAGUUGUAAAAAUAUUUUACUUAAAACGUAAAAUUAUGCUGUCUUGAAUCAAUAUGGAAAUUAAUGACACACAACUGCUUAGCUCAACUGUUAUUUACACGAUCACCCCGGGGAUUCGUUUGUUAGAAUUACCUGAUAAAUAAUAAUAUCUAAUAAUGCAAUUCUCGUCCUAUAUUUCCGAGCCACGCGUAUCUUAUAAUAUUGAACAAUAAUAUACUUACUUGUCUAGUCUUCUUGUCAUGGCUCGUUCAGAAUAUUAUUAUUAUAUUUUAAAUCUGAUCCGGAAUUUACAUGUUAUUAUUGUUAUUAUUAUCAUCAUAUUAUCAUUUUUAUCAAUCGACAAAUCGAUUUGGACAAGAUUCAAAAAUAUUAUGAAUAAACAAUACUAAUAAUAAUGUAUUUUAUUGUUGUAAUUCCGGUAAUUUUAAAAAUAUGCACUCCUACUUGGCUACUUUUUUUUAACAAAAAAACUAAUUAAUUUCUUUCUCUUCUCGACUACCAUGCCGACACUCCAGAGUUCAGAAUAACCGACGACUAUAAUAAUCUUGCAGAUCCCUUUGUUUUCCAUGAUUAUUAGACAUAAUAUUAAUAUUAUUAUCAUCAUCCGUGUUUUUUUUUUUUUUUUAAACAAUAUUAUAAUAAUAUUUUGUCUAUCUCUUUAUCUAGGUACCUUUAUUAUUACUAUUAUUAUUAUUAUUAUUAUUAUUAUUAUUAUUUUUUAUUAUUAUUUAAUACAAUUUUAAAUCUAGUCUAGUACACCUGUAUAAUAUUAUGUCAUCAGCAUAGUAAUAAAUCAAGUACUAUUCGUCUUUCAAUAUAUAGGUUUCACGUGCAAAAAUUAAAAAUAAUUACAUAUUCUUAACGUAUAUAAUUUUAUAAUAUAAUCGUUAUUAUAGUGAGAUAUUUGUGUUUAGGUAUUAAAGAUAUUAAUUAUUUUAAUAUAUUAUUAUAUUGUAAUUAAUUUGGUAAGCACGUGUGUAAAAUCCCAUAUUAGAACUUAUUGGGUAUUUUGCUGAAUUUCAGAAAGAAAAAGAAACGAGUAAUUACUUAUAGCUUCAUUUACAUAUUUUAACACGUCAAACUAUAAUAUUAAGGUUCUACCGUAAUCAAAGGCGUUAAUUUUUUUUUUUUUUUUUUUAAAUGUCAUGCAAAAUCUAUAAUAUUUUGCAUGUUAAAAAUCACAUAAUGUGUUAAGCAUUAAACAUCAGCUGUUCAUUUGACUUAUUGGAAAUAGUAUUUUUGGUUCUCCGCUUCCGGUAAAAUGUACACACGUUUUUGUUGUUUAAGUUUUAAAAAAUAAUUUAACAUUAUUGAGUUCUUUAAAUGUAUUGUUUUUUUUUUUAAAUUUUAUACUUAACAUUUAAAUGUAAUGUUUAUAAUUAUUGUAUUAAGUUUCGAUCUAGGAACGUUAACCUAUUAUUUUGAGUUGUGAUUUUUUUCAAAAUGUGUACG